Podarcis lilfordi (Lilford's wall lizard) is the source of this 75687-nucleotide messenger RNA. NCBI's taxonomy places the organism in Eukaryota, Metazoa, Chordata, Lepidosauria, Squamata, Lacertidae. The record is from the annotation of a GenBank genome assembly.
AUGAGAGAAACAAAGAGCGGCUUGCAGCAGUCUGGAGCAGGGCCAAAUCUCUCAAAGAGUUUCCAUGGUAUGCGGCUGCAGCAAUUAUAAAAUACUUCAAAAACUGACUGGGUCAGUUGAGAUAAAAGUAUAAAAGAUUAAAAAAGAUUAAAAGAAGUCCGAAGAGCACCGGUAAGCGCGUCUUACCUCGGCGCCAUGUUGGCUCCUCCCCAUUGAGGAGUAUAUUUUAUAUUAAAGCAAUGCCCACUAUACUGACACCAUGAUUGACAAAAAUGAACCACAGAAAAAGUUCAGCUUGGCAGCUAUCGUUACACAACUGCCAGCAGUAAAAAUAGGUGCAAUCCAUUAAGUGUUGCACAAUUACACCCUCCCUUUGUUUCAGUUGGAGAAUUAAGGAUUUGCCUAACUCUUCCUUAGUGAAAAUAAAAAAAAAAUUAAAAUUGCUACAACACUUGGUUAAAUAUGCUCCCACCUUAGACAAUAUGCUCCUUAACAUGAUUUACUCAUAUUUUAUAAUAAUUUAACUAGAAUAGUGCUACGCUUGUUUAAGAAUAACAGCACACACUUCGUGAUUUAACAGCACAAUAUUUAUAUGCAUGGGAAAACAAUCUCAUGCCACGAAACAGAUGUUACAGAAAGUCUCUUGCUGAGAAGAAGCAACCUUGUGGAGCUGGAUUUUUUUUAAAUAGAAAUCCCCCACACUGAGAAGAAUUUACAGACUUAUUUAUAGUUAAGUAUUAUUAGCUUGAAAACUUCCAUUAACGAGUCUAGCAAGAAUUCUACAGUCUCACUGAGAAAAAGAAGCCUUCUGUUUAGUGUUUUAGAAAAGACAGAAAUAUUUGGCGACCUUUCUGCUCCCAAAAGCUUGCUUUUUGGCAAACACGGCAACAGAUAUUGGAGUAGAGUAGUGGUUGUGACCACUAGCCACUUCUGACCAAUAGCCUAGCAGUCUCAAAUUUCAGUGCAAUGUCAAAAUUUAGUGCCUCUCACCUUCCAUUCUACAUCAUAGUUGUUGCAUCCCCAAACCAGUCGUGCUCCCCUAAAUCCACCUCCGGCCUAACACAGACCCAGAUUUUCUAGUUUUGCUACCCUUGGAGUCAAAGGCUAACACGCAGAGAGUGCAGGCAGGCGUCUUGGUCAACUGUAUGAAAAGCUGCUCCCUGGCAAAUUUUGCUAAAAAGUGAAGGAGCAGCGGUGCCCUUUUCAAUGAGGCCCAUUUUUGGGAGAGAGGUGCAUGCUUACUCAGAAGUAAGUCCCACUGUGUUCAAUGGAGCUUACUCCUAGACAUCGUUGUGUACAGGAAUGUAGCCAAAAUUGCAAACAAGCGAACUAAAACAGUGGCUACUGUAGGCAUAACUAUGGAUUCAGCUCUACAGCCGCAAAUAAAAUGUUUUAAACGUGCAAUAUACAAAUGUGACACUAGAUGGCGACAUUGAGCUAUGCCAAAUUCAAUGUAUUUUCCAAAACGUUUUCACUUUCACAGUGUUUUUUAUAUGUGUGUAGAUUCCAUCUAUAGCAAUGGCAUUCACAGUCAGGAGCUGCUGACUACAGCCUCAUGUGUUGAGCCAUGUUACUGCAGUUUUUCACUUAGGUACUGUACCAAGAACUGAUUGCUGGCUCUUUCUGGACAGGCAGGAGUAUAAUAGGGUUUUGGGUUACAGCAACAAGGGUUUGCUUAAGCAACAAGGUCUCUCUGUGCUCUAGUCUUGCGCUUUGGUCCUGACUUCUGGGUUGUUCCCCAAUCCUGUCUUCUGGUUUGCCCUCUGCCCCUGAAUGCUUUCCGCUCUUGAGUCCUAACUAGCUCUCCAACCCUGCCUUGUGGCUGCCAUCAGAUCCUGACUGCCUUUUGAUUCCUGGGUCCUGAGAAGAUGGAGGAGUUCGGUUUCUUGAUUAUGAUUGAGUAAUAGCAGCAGAAACUAAUGCAAAAGUACCAGAUGGUGAGGCAAAUAACUUCACUGGAAGAGUGACAUUAUCCCGAGAACUUCCACAGAAUAGUUAUGAGGAAAUAGGCAUAAUACAGAUUGCAAACUGAAAGGGCUAAACAGCAAAGUAAUCCAACUCAAACACCUCUAGCCAUUAAGAUUUAUUCAUCAAGACUCCCCUGACCCUGAACCAGGAGUAGUUAUUUUCCAACAUUUGGGUUUAGCUCAGAAUCCAUAGCGGAAAGCAGGACUAGAUAACUCAUAGAUCCUUCCCCAGUCUACAGUUGUAAACAUGCCUUAUUCACUCAUAUUAUUCUUUUCCAAGUGACUAAGCACAGUAGCAGAAGCAACAACAUUUUCUUAGGCCAAAGGCACAGUAGUUCCAAUUAUCUAGAAGGCACCAUGUUGGCUACCCCUGCCUUACAUUGUCUUCUAGGAUCUGAGACUGGCGUGUCCCUCUCGAUAAAUAACUUUGUCUUGCCCUGUAGUUAGACCCUCCUACACCAGACAGAAUUCCUCCAGUUAGGACAGAAUAUCUGGAUGGACUUGUAAAGAGGUAAAGGCUUUCUGGGAAAUGAUAUACAGUGGUACCUCUGGAUGCGAACAGGAUCCGUUCCGGAGCCCUGUUAGCAUCCUGAAGCGAACGCAACACACGAUUCAGCACUUCCGCGCAUUCGCGUGACGUCAUUUUGAGUGUCUGCGCAUGCACGAGCGGCAAACCCCGGAAGUAACGCAUUCCGUUACUUCUGGGUCGUUGUGGAGCGCAACCCGAAAAUGCUUAACCCGAAGCUACUUCAACCCAAGGUAAGACUGUAUAAUGAGUUAAAGAAAAUGUUUAAAAACACUUUUGUUAAAAAACCAGAAGCCUUUUUACUGGGUACAGUGGGCGAAGAGAUACCAAAAAAAGAUAAAAGACUGUUCAUGUAUGCAACAACAGCAGCAAGAAUCCUUUUAGCCCCAAAAUGGAAACAACAAGAAGUACCAAUGAAAGAAGAGUGGCAGAUGAAGAUGAUGGACUUUGCAGAACUGGUGAAGCUGACAGGAAAAAUCCGAAACCAUCACAAUCAAGUAUUCCAAAAAGACUGGAGUAAUUUAUACAAUAUUUGAAAGAUCAUUGUAAGCAAUUAACAACACUAGUAGGGUUAUCUGAAUACUUGUAAUGAGAUUUUUUUUACCUUUCUACGUUUAUUUAAACUUUGAGGUAUUUUGUAAUGAGUAAAAUUAGAAUUGGAAAAUAUAUAUAAUGCUGUGAUAUAAAAGUUACUUCUGAAAGCCAAGAGGUGAGAGGGAAGGAAGUUGACAGGUCUAAAGAGCCAAAGAAGUAAAGUGGAUAAUAAUGAUGUGAUUAUAUAUGCUUAAAUGGAAAAUAAAUAAAAAAUAUUUCUUUAUUUUUUAAAAAGGACGGAAUAUCUGGAAGGGAGUGGACACAUAUAAAUACACAAGAAGGUAAUUUUAAUUUAUUAGUUUCUCCAUUUUCAAUCUUAAAUUCAGUUCUGCACAUUUCCACAUCUGUUCACAAUUUUUUAAACAGAAAAGUCCUCAUGAAAAUCCAUCAACAUCUUAACGCGCAUUUCUCCUAAUAUUUGUAUGCACUUUUGCCUAAUAUACAUUUUUUUUUUGUAAAGCAAUUUUCCAUAAGCCAGUGCAUUUUUGUAGACACUUUGGUUCAAUAGGUGCAUAUGUGUGUGUGUGUGUAUUACUUGUCUGGAGAAUGACAUUGCAAUAUUCGGAGAGCUAUGAAAUGUGAAAGAUAGCUGUCUCAUUUCCCGUACUGUUUUGAGAAAUGCGAAUGAGAGAUGUUUGCCUUUAAAUACGAAGUGAAUUGAAUUCUUUCCCCCAUUGUUGGUCCUGACAUGCAUUUGCCUUUUGAAGAGUCACAACAUUCCUCACUGCUGGGCUAUAAUAACUCUUAAGUAACCCAUUAGUAAAUUUACCAGUCACCUGGAGGUGGUGAUGAGGGAAUGCUGUGCUGACACAUCUGGAAGGUGCUAUAAAUAGCUUGGAAACAAGGGAGGAACCUGCAAAGAAAAAGGUGAAUCGGCCACAUCAUGGUGUUCGAAAAGAUGAUCAUGUAAUCAGAAACAGUAACAUGGACAGCUCACGUUCAUUGCAAGGCUAUAGAUAAGUGAGUAAACUACUUACGAAAACAGGAUUUCUGUGUUAUUUAUUUAUUACCUGCCCUUCCCCCUAGGUUCCCAGGGCAGGUUGCAACAUUAAAAGACAAGAUUAAAAACAGUUUUAAAAUGACUUACAACUGUACAAGAUAACGUAGGUCCUAAAAAUAUACACCUCAAGUGUCAAAAGCCAGAGCAAAGAAGUGUGCCUUCAGCAUUCUCCAGAAGCUGUACAAUGAAGCUGCCAGACACAACUCUGUGGGGAAGGAGUUCCACAGCUUAGGGGCCACCACAGAGAAUGCCCUGUCAAAUGAUGCGCGCGCACACACACACACACACACACACACUCAGAGCCUCUGAGGGCCCCUCUGCCAAUCUAAGCACUCAAGAGUCUGUAGGAAAGGAGGUGGUCUUUCAGAUAUUUGUGUGAGAAAAACAGCACAAAUUCAUCUCGUCCAAUUUGUCCAAUUUACAUUCAUUUAAAGUGUGGGGAAUGAUUGCAUGGAUUAGAUAUAGCAACGCUGCUACAUCUUUUCUCGGAAUUGUUUGCAUUUAGGCACACAAUUCCUUUCAUGCAGUUUAGCAGGCAAAAACCAACCAACCAACCAACCAACCAACCCAGAAAGAGAAGGAAAGAAAAUGGGAGGCAGACAAAGCUUUGUAUGUAGAGGGAUGUAAAAUACUGGCAGGAGGCAGUGCCACAGCAGGGGAAGUAUCUCAGUAGGGAUGUCUGGUGUCGCAGGAGCACAACACUUCUCUGUCAGCCCGCUUAGUACUUCCCCUGGAUCUCAUUUCAUGGAGCCCUUCCUAAUUCAUGCAGGUGGCAAUGAUUAAAAAAUGCUGUGUGGGGGGAAUUGAGAGUGUUAAAAAGAAGUGGCAGAAAGAGAGGCAGGAAAGAUGGUGGCAGAAGAUAAAGGGGGUGGACCCACCCAUCUCUAGCCCCAAAAUGAUUACCUCCAAGAAUAGCAAUCUUUUUUCAUUGAUAGGCACCCACCUGCACAUGUGGUGGGAAUGCCAAGAAGUUCAAGAAUCUUGGAAGCUUUUUGCAGAAAUUUCUGAAAUAGUAAAACAAGAAACAAAAACUGCUCAUAUGCUGUACUUACUGAACUUAUUUGAGGUCAUUCAAUUCAAAACCGUACUGAUUUUAACCACUGAUUUCAAAACUGCAUUGAUCUUUUGGUUUCUUUGAAUUCCUAGCAACGUUGGGUAUAGGGCUGCUAGUUAUUAACAGAGCAUCACCGGUGUAAAAGUACUUUAUGGAAUAACAUAAGCAAAAAUAUAGGUUUAUUCACUGAGAAGUUUUGCAAUUUACAUUUUGAUAGUGGGAAAGACUAUCAAAAUUAGAGAGAGGAGACUGAAGCAUUAAACAAUGGAAGAGAAUGUGCAAAUGCAACCGCCUUUACAGUUUCCCUUGAAGGAUGAGGCACAGUAGGUUAAGACAAAGGUUUCCUGGAAGGCAUAGGUUUUGAGGAGGAAUGUGAAGGAAGAAAUGACAUUGCAUAGGUGUUCUGGGAGGGUGUUCCAAACAACCAAAGGAGCAGCAAGAGUGAGGGUAGCAGACAGUGGUCAUUUGUCUAUUUUAUCUGAAAUCAUUUCUAAACCAUUUAAUAUACUGAGAUAUCACAGAAUCAUAGAGUUGGAAGGGACCCUGAGGAUCAUCUAGUCCAACCCCCUGCAAUGCAGGAAUAUGCAGCUCUCCCAUACCAGGAUUGAAUCUAUAACCUUGGUGUUUCAGCACCACACUCUAACCAACUGAGCUAUGAGGGAAGAGCUAUAAGGUAUGGCUACCAGAUGUCCCGGUUUCCCGGGGACAGUCCCUGGAUUUACAAAUCUGUCCCCGGACAAAAUCCAUCCCCAGAUUUCAUUUAAUGUCCCCGGAUUUAUAUUUUAAGUGUUGUAGAUUUUUUAGUAGGGAAUGAAUGUUGUGCGAUUGGUUCAACAGCACAAGACACAUCAUAUGGGGACUUCUGGCGAGGCAAAAUGGCGGGUGCCACAGCAGCGAGCAGCUCCUGAAGCCAGCCAGAGCCAACUGUGCUACCAGGCUGGCUCUGGGCUGCUGAGACUGCCGCUGCUGAGGGGGAACUGGGGCUGCCCGGCGCGUCAACUGGGGGAACCACUGACCCCCCCCCCUCCAUGACCCAAAUCAAGCCAGGAGCGAGAGCGCCCGGCCACCUGGCUGACUGCCCAGCGGCGCUCCAGGGCCAGUAAAAACCCUGGAACCAAUGCAGGGAGAUUGAGGAAAGGAGAAGGAGGAGAAAGAGAGAGAAAGAGGAAGGAGAAAAAAGAGGGGAGCCUCGACCUUGCCACGCUGCUGCUGUCACCGCUGCUGAGAAAGAGAGGUAGGAGAGCACUGGGAGGGCAAGGACACGUGGCCGAGCCCAGGCCCGACCCAAGACUACUCCACGGCAGAUAGUGCUCCAAGAGAACAGGCCAGGGCCCAGAGGAAGGCCGCGUGACAGAGGAGACCCAGAAGAGAAGAUACUACUUCUUCUUUUUUAAAAAAAUAUUUUUUAAAAAUCACUUUUCUUUUCAAAAAAAAGAAGUGUCCCCGGAUUCUUUGAAAAAAUUCUAGUAACCUUACUAUAAGGGGAGCAAAGUAUGGAAUGUUAGAAAAAUGUUGGAAUGAAGUUAUAUGGCUUUAGUAGAAACGUUAUAAGGAAUUAAGUAUAAAUAGAUUAAUAGAGUAUUAAAGGAAAAAAUAAGGUUAGAAUGAGUUAAGAUAAUUAUAGAAUAGAAAACAGAGGAAGAUGGAAAGGAAUUGCUGAAAUAAUUAACAGAAGUGGAAUACAAAAAGGGAGGUGCGAGGAGGUCGUGGAAAUAAGUGAAUGAAAGAUGGGAUAAUGAAAUUGUUUGAUUUAUUUUAUUGUUUUUGUUUUGUUUUGUUAGUUUAAUGUAUUGUAUUGUAUUGUCUUUUUAGUGUUUAAAUUUUUGGAAAAGUAAUAAAUAUUUUUUUUUUAAAAAAAGCAAAGUAUGGAGGGUAUUGAAGAAAGGACAUUGUUUGCUUGUUAGGCUGCAUGCAGAGAGAGAACCGGGGUAUGGGUUUAAAGAGGGGUGCCACAUGGUCUGAACUUUGAGGUGAAUGAUUUUGGCAGUAAGGUUCUGGAUAAAGGACACAGGCUUAAGGUGUGGCAAUGGAAAGCCCAAUAGGACAAAGUUGCAGGAACCGAUAAACGAGAUCACCAGACCCAGAAGACUUCAUUCUUUGAUGUUUGUGCAGCUGAACAAACAAAACCCAAAGAGAAAAGCUGGGCACACCCAAGGCUUGAAUGGAUCCUGCUAGGAAAGUUGACUUGCUUUCACUUCAGAAAAGACGCCCAACCCAUACAGUACCAGAAGCAGGCUGCAUCUCAGAAACAAGACUUAGUGAAUUCAGUGGGGCUUCUUCCCAGCUUUGUGGUGUUAGGAUCUUACCCUGAGUUUGACAUAAUCAUGGAAUUGGAAGGGACUCCUAAGGGUCAUCUAGUCCAACCUCCAAUGUAAAAAUCUCAACAUGAGACACGCCCCAUCCAAUUUGCAAUGUACCAGACCCUGCUUAGCUUUGCAAAUGUGCUAGCAGUUUAAAAACCCCCGCUGUGCCACUAGAUUCAAUGCAGUUUGUCAUAGCUGGAGUGAUGGAGUUUGAGACAGGGGCAAGUUCAAACUCCUAGUGGGCACAUGGAAGGAGUCAUAGAGAAAUAAGUGGGUGACGCUGUGGGUUAAACCACUGAGCCUUGGGCUUGUCGAACAUAAGGUUGGCGGUUUGAAUCUUCGUGACGGGGUGAGCUCCCGUUGCUCAGUCCCUGCUCCUGCCAACCUAGCAGUUCGAAAGCACGUCAAAGUGCAAGUAGAUAAAUAGGUACCGCUCCGGCGGGAAGGUAAACGGCGUUUCCGUGCGCUGCUCUGGUUCGCCAGAAGCGGCUUAGUCAUGCCGGCCACACGACCCGGAAGCUGUACGCCAGCUCCCUUGGCCAGUAAAGCGAGAUGAGCGCCGCAACCCCAGAGUCGUCCGCGACUGGGCCUAACGGUCAGGGGUCCCUUGACCUUUACCUAAGCCCCACUUCACAUGUUACUUUCAUCUUCAUGGCUAGAUGAAGAUGAACCGCUGCGCCACACUGUUGCCCUCAGGUCCUGGUUACUGGCCUCCCAAAGGUCCCAAAGUUGGCCACUGCGAGAACAGGACGCUGAACUAGACGGGCAAGCUUUUCUUAUUAAGACAAAUAGGGAUUUCGUUUCCUUUCAGGUAAUUUCCAGGCAAUUAUACUGAUUGCAUCUUACAGAUUUACAACUUCCCUAUUCUUUGCAAAGCACCUGCAAUACCACUUUUUUUAUAAAAAAAACUCUUUGGGAACGGGCGACAGUGACGCGUGUGAGGCGCCUAUUUACCACUUACAUAGCGCGGGGAGUGGGGAAGGUAAAUUCAGAUACUGUAAUCCUGAAUGAACAAGACCGGAACCCGAAUUUAGUUCGCCUCAGGAAGGGCGCGCGCGCGAGCUAGCGCUGCUCCAGCAAACUUCCUCGCCAGGUGCGCUGCUUCCCACCCAGCCUUCUCGCGCGCGCCUGGAAACGCAGCAGCUGGAGAAGCGUCCGCUCUCCCAAGCCGCGCCCUUUCUUAGCGGCGCUGGUAGGCAGGGGGCGGCGCCCGCCAGCCGCUCGCGCCCUUACCUGCGAGUCACGUGUUCGCCUUCCGGCAAGGGGCGGGGCUUCUUCUUGUCAGAGGUGUGUGUGUGUGUCUCUCUCCGCCUCCUUUUUUAAUUUGGCUUCCCUUUCUCUCAGGAGUAUCCCAAUUAGACUCUUCUUCCCUCAGACCUCUCCACGUCUCGCUCGACUUUUUCUCUCGCCUCCACUCCCCGCGCGGAGGAAGACACCUGGUGCGCGCCUCGCUUUCUGUGUGUGUUUUGCGCGCUGCCGGGAGAAGGAAGCGAGGAAGAGAGAGCGAGCAAACUUGAGAAACUUGUUUGUCCACUCCCCGGGCUGGCUCUCCGCGAGCGAGCUCGUUUUAAAAGGGGAACGGUGUGGGGAGGGGGAAAGGAAGGAAGGAGAGGGAGCCGCUGGCCGAGAAAAGCAUGAAAGCCAGCUGAGCAAAACAUCCCCCGCCUGCUUGGGAUUCUGCCUGGACACGGAGAAGAGGGUAAGCGAAAGGGGUGGCUAUUGUUUGGGAGAGAGAGGGAUGUUGGGAGGCGGAGGGAGGGGAAGGGGCUCCAGGUGUGUUGCAGCACAAAGGUAGGGGGACAACUUGGGGCAGAGUCCUGGGCUUUGUUCUUCUCACCUGCCCGUUGCAUGACAGCGCCACAACUCCCCCUUCUUCCAGUCUUUCCCAUAUCUCUCCAGCAAGAAGUUGUAUCAGAUGCUGGGCGGAGGUCGGACUGUACCUCUGACCUAAGCCUUCCACUUCAUUUUCGUUUCCUCUGUUCCUUCUCCCCACCCCGAAAAGACCGACCUUGUUUUUGAAGAGGGUCUUAUCAUUGCCUUUUCACUUCCUGUUGUUUGUUUGUUUUACCCACCCACCCCUUUUCAAUCUAUGCAAGGUUGUGUAUGUGGCAUGUAAUGUCUGGGUUGGUUUUUGAUUUGCAUCUCUCAGCUGUGUAAUCGGAAUGUGGACGGAUAAAUUCAGGAAAGCACACAUGCUCUGGACCAUAUUGCAACCAACUUGUUUUCCUGCUCACAAAUCUAACUGUUUCUCCAAUUAGAUCUGGAGACAUAAACAAUGUCUGCAGUCCACGCCUUCGGAGAUUCCUCCCUUUUCAUUUCCCGUUCACAGCUUCUCAAAUGGAUUUUCCUUAAUUCAGAUCCAGAUGAUGUUUAGGGAUGGCUGGCUGCCUGUUAAAUUUGUUUGGCGGAUUCUUAGUUAAUGAUCCGAGAUAAAUCGGUGCUGCUGUUCACUGAUGGAGGGGAUUGUUGGGGGGGGGGACGGUCUUCUGAUAGCUGUGAAUCUCUGUUUGUGAAUGAGGUACCCGUCAGAGUUAGAAGACAGUUACACGUGCACAUAUCCAGUUAUAGGUAGAGGCAGAGAAAGCAGGAACUCUAGUGUGAAGACACAAAGGCAGAGGGAGAGAGAGUUGUGAGUUAGUUGCAGGAAGAGGAUUUGGGGCUCAAGAGUUUUUUCCCCUGGGAAUGUGACACAGGGUGGCACUAAUCUACUGCCUUCGGCCUAUUUAUUUAAUUAUUAUUACAGUGGUACUUCGGGUUGCAGAUGCUUCAGGUUACAGACUACGCUAACCCAGAAAUAGUACCUCAGGUCAGUGGCGUAGCGUGGGUUGUCAGCACCCGGGGCAAAGCAAGUAAUUUGCGCCCCCUAACCCGUGGAUUUGCGCCCCCUAACCCUAACCCCCAGAUGUUGCGCCCGGUGCGGCCGGCCCCCCCUGCACCCCCCACGCUACGCCACUGCCUCAGGUUAAGAACUUUGCUUCAGGAUGAGAACAGAAAUCGCAUGGCGGCGGCGCAGUGGAAGGCCCCAUUAGCUAAAGUGGUGCCUCAGGUUAAGAACAGUUUCAGGUUAAGAACAAGACCUCCAGAACAAAUUAGGUAAAUUCUUAACCCGAGGUACCACUGUAUUAAAAUACCUGUCCAUAUCUGUCCUGUCGUUUCUUAUUAAAUACUGUGCUUUAUUUAUUUAUUUCAUAAAGUUUAUAUACAGCUUGAUUGUAAGAACCUCAAAGCUCAAAGUUUUGAUGUGUUUCUCUCCACCCCACCACUUUGAUCCAAAUUGAGAAGAAGAACCACCUAGCUAUGUUUUAAGUUGGUAAGGUGUACACAGCCCCAGAUACGCUGUUUAGUUUCUUGAUUUACCUAUGUAUUCAGCAGGUAAAUUAAGAUACCAAACAGCGGGGGUUGUGUACAUCUCACCGACUUAAAACAUAGCCAGGUUGUUGUUCUUCUCAGUUUGGAUCAAAGCAGUUUUUUUUUGUUUAUGCUCCAUGGACAAAUGAGAAAGGACUUUACUAUUCAGUUUCUAAUAGUAGAAUCCACCAUUUUCUACCUCUAUCCUUUCGGGUAUACACAAUACCGAAAGCAGUCGUUUUCCAGCCUGGUGUGCUCUUGAUGUUUGGCACACCAGCUUUAAUCAGGCCCAACCAGCCAAGGAUGGGGAACCUGUGGCCCUCCAGAUGUUGAUGGACUGCAGUUCCCAUCAUCGCCAACCAUUGGCCACACUGGCUGGGGCUGAAGGAAGUUGGAGUCCAAGAGCUGGGUGGCCGCAAGCUAUACGCCUUACAGUCACCUGCAGCCUCACUGCCUUGAAAGAUUACGUAGGUGGCCCCUACGAAAAGAGUAUUUUCUGUGGGAGGAGCUUGUCUUUGUCUUUAUGCGCUGGGUAAAAUAAAGAGGAUGGAAUGGUCAUGGGCAUUUGGAGGGAAAAGGCUUUGGGUAUCCCACCAGCCAUUGAACCCAAUAUGUUUUGACUAUACAGUGGUACCUCGGGUUAAGAACUUAAUUUGUUCCGGAGGUCCGUUCUUAACCUGAAACUGUUCUUAACCUGAAGCACCACUUUAGCUAAUGGAGCCUCCCACUGCCGCUGCGCUGCCAGAGCACGAUUUCUGUUCUCAUCCUGAAGCAAAGUUCUUAACCCGAGGUAAUAUUUCUGGGUUAGCGGAGCCUGUAACCUGAAGCAUAUGUAACCUGAAGUGUCUGUAACCCGAGGUACCACUGUACACAAUUUGGAUUUUAUGUACAGUCCCUAGAACGUAACCUCCAUGUAAGCUGAGUCACCUGUACGGAAAUCAGUUGAUUUAAGAGCUCCUAUAUCUGCAAUCUACCCCAAAAGCAGCUUCUAAUAACUAGCCAAAUCUCUCUAGAGAGGGAUUUCACUAUUUGGAAUGCUGCAACUAAAAAACAGAAAAUAUUGUUAGUUCAAUAUACGUACUACUACUGGCAUGGAUCUUCCUUGAAUGAGAUGUUGAGGUGCAUGGUGCAGAUAGAAUCAUAGAAUUGUAGAGCUGGAAAGAACCCCGAGGGUCAUCUAGCUCAACCCCUUGCGAUGCAAGAAUUGGCUAAUAACUUGUUCCUUAGAAUGUUUACUUGGAAAUAAGUCUCCCUGUGCUUAAUGGCAUCUAUUUCCAAGAAAAUGGGAGUAGGCUGCUUGCCUUGGGCAUUAGCUAUGCUUGUUAUGUGCUUUAACCUUUAUUCUGUGAUUGAAAUACGUGUUCCAGGUGUGGUAGAUAAAAAUGACCCCUUCCUGGUUGGAUAUUGCUUGGGCCAGAACAACACCGAAUAUCUAUAAGUGAUUCACUAGAGCAGGAAUUCAAGCAGGUCACAACCAGACUGCAGAGUGUGGUUAGUCUGGAGAUUCCACCCUUUACUCCAGAAUUCAGAGCAUCCUUCUUCAAAUAUGUGCACUGUUUGCCCAGAGCUUUAGAUCUUUCCAUGGUAGACAUGGCAUGUAAACACAAAGUACUAUUCCGAAGCGAAAGUGGGUUAUUUUCCAUCAAACAACAUCAGUGUAGUUUGAAGGGGCAGAGCAAAAAUUUAAUUCUUACCACCUCUUGUUUAUGUGGCUACAGGCUAUUUGCUUGUCUCUGGGGUAUAUGCUUGUAAAAUGACUCCAUGUGGCAGCUUCUUUCAGAUUCCUUUAGAAUAAUUUGGGCUGGCAUAGUUUGUAUUGCACCUGAAACAGAGAGGAUAAGGAAUAAUAGUUUGUGGCUGUUCGGGGAUUUUUUUGUUUUGUUAACUUGCUUGUUUAAACCAUUUGAAACACCUCUCCAUACCCAAUUAAUGUUACUGUUUUUUGAGUUUCUAUGCGGGGUAGGAAAAUAGACCAGCUGUUAGCUCUAUCAUAAGCCACUUUGUCUUAGUAAGCCAAGGUAUGCACGAGCCUUUUGCUUCCAUUGGCAUGAGCUGUGAUUAAACUAGGAAGCCUCUAAUUAGCCAUAGUUUCACACUCCUGUGGUAAACUGUAGUCACCAGCUACAGAAGGAGCCAGGAUCUUUCAUCAACUUUAAACCAUGGUUUAAGAGCCUGGCUUGUUUUGAAGCUGGUGACCAUAGUUUCCCAGUUUGGAGCAACACUAAACUGUGGUUAAUGAGACUUUCCUGUUCAGCUUCAGGUUAUAGUAAACAGGCUACAUGUGUGGGAAAAGACUCGUGCAUAUAUAUCUUCCCGACAACUGGAUACAGAAGCUAAUGGAAUAUGCAGAAAUGAUGAAACUUACUAGGGAGAGAAGAUAACAAUUUUUUAAGAAAGGAAUGGAAGUGGUUUAUUGAGUAUUUACAAACUGUAAACAGAUCAAGACAUUGGCAGGAUUGUUGUAAAAAAACCUGCAGUUUUAAAUAUAUAUAUAAAAGAUAUAUAUAGAAUACUGUAGAUGAUUAAAAGAAUAAGGCAAUUUGGAGUAUGCAGGAAAGGAUGAAAAUAAAUGUAAGGAACUGCAGAAAGAGGGGGAAGGGAGUCAAAAUUGAAAAUGUUAAAAAUAUGGUUAAAUAAAAGACUUGUGCAUAUAUUGACUUAAUAAGCUGAGGCACGAUGAUUGGAAGACAGCCCACAUCAGCUCUGAGCACAUUAUAAGUCCUGCAUUAGGAUUUAAAAAGAAACCUUUUUUUACUAUUGUCAGGGAUACUCAGUUCCCCUGGCCUCACUUGUGAGUAAACAAAAGUAGAGGUAUCUGCACUCACUUAUUAAAUUUUCUGGUGCCAUCAGUUCACUCAGAAUGCUUUCAGAGCCACCUGGUAGCUUAGGUUGACACCAAUUGCUAGAGACAGGAUAAACUUUACACUAAGAUGGUUGGUUUAUUAAAGGAAUAUUAGGUACACAAGGGAAUAUUUAUAUUGGGAUCAUAAAGGUGCUUGUUGACUGUUUCUGAAGACCCGGGAGACACUGUUGCUGACACCUGCCUCCAAGUGGCUUUUACCUCAGGCCCUUAUACCUCCGCCCUGACCAAAUACUCCCACAGCCCUGUCCAGCUACUGGGGACAAUCUGCCUCUGUACCCCAAAACUCCUCUAGCUGUAUUCCUGACUGUUUGGAUAGUUUAGGAAGAUUUUAAAAACCCGCUGCUGUCACAUUCCUCUGGUACACAGGGCAGUUGUCACUGGCUCCCUUCUCCAGGUCUUCACCAAAAAAGGUAUUAAUAAGAAACUGGGUAUUCAGUUCAGGCCUCAAUAUUUCUCCUCAGCUCAUCUCUGGUCUAUUUUUCACAUUACCCUCAUCAAAUCCAUUCUCCCCCAAACUCCUUAGCUGACAAAAUCUCAACUACCUCUCCCUCAACCGGCAGUUAACUCUCAAGCAACUAGAACCUCUGGCCAAUCAGAGUCUCCUUUCACCCAGACCAAUUAGUCCAAAUUCAUCCCAUUCCACCUUCACCUAAUGAAUUCUCAAUGCAAUCGUAUCUCUCUCUCUCUCCUCUCAGAACCUGUCAUCUUGCCGCACCGCUAACCAGGCUUGCAACAUCAUGACAGGAACAACUCCUUGAGCUUCCUUGGUCACAGAAUAUUUCCCCCUUCAGAAUACAAACAUAAGCAGACAUAUAUACAGCAUUUCUGUUCUCUGUUCCUGUUGCUUAACUCUGUCUUAAUUUUCACUGGAAAACUAGUGUUUGAAUGUUAAGAAUCCCAGGGGUUAAUCUAUGUAGGCUGGUGUGAUACUGCACUGGAGAGAAACCAACAAAGUUUCCAUUUAAGAAAGAAAGCUUAUUCUCUUGUCUUCCAGUCACUUGGAAAUUUAGCAGGAUAUAUUCAAUAUGUACAUUGUUUGGUCAUGCAUAACACUGCACACAGACAUGUCCAUAAUGAAACAUCAUAUAAGAAUUCCUGCUAACUAUCCUCUGUUUUGUUUUUUAAACACAUGUAUACUUUCUGACUGGUUAUGGAUUUUGUGUUCCACUCCUAAAUUCAUUAUUGCAAAAGACUUAACUUAUGCAGUCACUUGGAGAUGUUUCACACCAGCGUGUUUUUUCCACAGUAGUAGGGAAGAGUUGCUGUGAUAACAAAAGCUUGAAAACUUCCCUUGACUGCAUUAGAGGAGGAGAUGAGAGUACACAAGCCUGAGGUUUACUGUGGCAUAUAUGUGUCACACUAAACUAUGACUUAGUGUUCCUGACAUCCAAAUUUUGUGUGGCAUCCAAACAAGCUGUAGUCAGACUAGACCCAUUGAUAUUGCUGUAUAUCACUAACUUUAGGUCCAUUCAUUUCAGUGGGUCUUCACUGAAUAGAGAUUAGCUGGAUCCAGCCCUCAGAUGGUAUGUGGCACUUCCAUAGACUUGUUAUAACUAAUAGCAAUGGAAGGACUUGUGAUAUAUUUAUUAUAUAACCAGUUAAGCUAGUGGCCAUCAUCACAUCCUGUGGUACCGAACUCCAAAUAGGAGAGGAGAUAGAUAAAAAUGAUGAGGCUGUGGCCAGGCAUAUGAAAUGUGGCCAUUCUCUUAAGCUGCCGUCAGAUUCCAUUGUUGUAAAAAGCACUGGAUUUGGAAUGGAAAAUUUCUCACGUAAGACCGGUAAUUAGGAAUUAGUCACAGUUCACACAAGCCUUGUAUAAUUCUUUAGAGCAUGUUUAUGAGACAAUAUUUGAUAUUUCUCACGCGCCAAAAACAUCUGACUUAAAAAUAGUAGAACCAAAGCAAACAAGGUAUGAGUGAUUCAUGCUUUGUUUUAAUCCAGUCUGAGUAGAUCUUGUGAUACCUCAAAGCAGUAUUACCUUGGGAAGAAAGGUUGGUUGCUGAUUACCCAGAUCUAGUCUAUUUAUAGUAUAAAAUCGGUAUGCAAAGCCAAAUGACAUCUGUUAAAUCAUAGAAUCACAGAAUUGUAGAGUUGGAAGGGACCCCAAGAAUCACCCUAACCUUAUUGGUUCGAGCCGUACUCUCCAGAGCAGGAGAAAACAAGCUUGCUCCAUCUUCCAUGUGACAGCCCUUUAGAUAUCUGAAGAUGGCUAACAUAUCUCAGUCUCCUCUUUUCCAGGCUAAACAUCCCCAACUCCCCCAUCCAUUCUGAUAAGGCUUGAUUUCUAGACCCUUGAUCAUCUUGGUCACCCUCCUCUGUACAUGUCCUGCCUUUUCAAUAUUCUCCUUGAAUUGUAGUGCCCAGAACUGGACACAAUAUUCCAGGUGUGGUCUGGCUAAGGAAGAAUAAAGCAAUGCUAUUACUUCUCCUGGAGGGCACAAGGAGAAGGGGACAACAGAGGACGAGAUGGUUGGACAGUGUUCUCGAAGCUACCAGCAUGAGUUUGACCAAACUGCAGGAGGCAGUGGAAGACAGGAGUGCCUGGCGUGCUCUGGUCCUGGGGGUCACGGAGAGUUGGACACGACUAAACGACUAAACAACAACAUUACUUCUCUUGAUCUGGACACUAGACUUCUGUUGAUGCAGCCUGGAAUAGCGUUAGCCUUUUUCUGCUGCUGCAUCACACAGCUGACUCGUGUUAAGCUUGUGGUCUACUAAGAUCCCUAGAUCCUUUUCAUAUGUACUGCUGGCCGUCUAGGUGUCCUCCAUCUUAUUGUUACAAGUUUCGGGUGCCAGCGUUUGUGGGUCCUGCUGUCUUGUUGCAGCUAGGGCAGGGAGGAUGUGUGUGACUUUCACUUACCCUUCCUUUCUCUCCCCACAUUUUCCUCCUCCUGUGGGUAGUGCAAGGAAAUUAGCAUUGCAAGGUUUAUGGCUGGCAUUGUUGAGGACUCCUUUGCAGGGCAUAUCAGGGAACAAACAGGCUUUAGGAUCCUGCAGGUUCUUAUUUGCCUCAGUAAGUCCUGCUUAAACUCUCAUCGACAGUGAAGCAUUGCUAGUGGGAGAGCUUUCCAUCCUCGUAUCAGGCCUCUCUCACCACCAGCAGAACAGCGCUUAUAUCCUUCCUACAGAUGCUCUGGGUGAAGGGCUCUGCUUUUGCAGAAGAGCAUCUGAGCGUGCAGAAGAUCCCAGAUUCCUGGCAUCUCUAAGUAGGACUGGGGAAAACCACCACAAAUUCCCGAAGAACUACUGCUUGUCAACGUAGACAAUACUGAGAGUUGCCAUAGUACAAUCACUCUGCAUAAGGGAUCUUCCUGUGUUCCUAAAUGCCAGCUGUAGGAUUGCACCUUUAGUGUCUUGUUCGGAAGUUUGCUUCCUAAUUGCUGCUCAACCUUGCAACCUUAACUUUAUUCAAUCUUUAAAAAUUGUUUUCUUCUCUUGUUCUCCCUUGGGCAAUCUACCAAUGUUCUAGUCCCCAGGCUUGCAGGUUACAAUGAAGACUUAGGUGAACUACUUGCCUGCCAAGUGUCUUGGCCUCCUCGUUAAUUUUGCAGUUUCUGCUGUAGCCUGAGAGCUCUUUACUGAGAUGACAGAUUUGAUUGUGAAGCAGGUGUGUGUGUGUGUGUCUUUCUUUUUUUUUAAGAGUACAAAACCCCAUUCAACUGUUCUUGGCUUCGUCCUUGUCGAUGACACCAUUCCAAGUUAAAUGAGUUUUUACUGCUGUGUUUUUAAACACAGUGAAAUUACGACGAAACUAUUGUCUCCUUCCCUUGAUAAAUAUCUGAUCUCAAUAGACACACUCUGCAAUAAUAAUAAAAAAGCUAUAGAACAGGGGUGCAGAAUCUUCUUCAGCACAAGGGCCACAUUCCCUCAAAGGCAAACUUCCAGGGGCCACUUGCCUGUGGUGGGCAGGGCCCAGUGUUCGAAACUCUAGGUGCAUUUUGCGACAGAAAAUUUCAUUGGGGCCAGCAAUUUCUGAGCUCUGGGCACGGUAUUGCACCUCAGAUUUCAGAUUAAAACUGCAUAGUGGAAGGAAAGGAAGACCUUUUCCUGCUUCCCCACUUCCAGCUACUGUCUGAAGACUGGAGAAGAGACCAUCUUAAGAAUAUUAAGGGGGUGGGCAGGGGAAGGACUAGACCACGUGAAAAAUGAACAUAAUAUUUUAGCUGCAGUUUGUUUAUUUUCGGCUUUGUAUUCUUGUUAUUAAAAAGCAUGCCUAGACAUUCCGUUGUUGCGCCCAUAACCUAGGUUUAAGGUGCCGUUUUGCUCCUAGCUUUCAUAUCUAACACUGGUGGGGCCAUAGGCAAAAGUGUGCAGAGCAACAGACGUGAUGCUUGGCUUUGUGCGCUAGGCUGCACAAAAAGUCAAAGGUCUCUGCAUGCACAUAUAUCCCCAACCCUACCUGUUCCUCUAAUUUUUUAAAGGUCUCAGUGCUUUACUUCUGUGCAUAGAGCAGGUUGUUCCCAUCAGUAAUAUUAAGAAAUCGUUCUUGAGAGAUACAGCCUUUGGCUUUACACGAAUGUCUUCAGAACUGGUUUGCUUUCUGUUGAACUUUACAAGUGUAAAGUUCAAACGUUCUGCAUCUUUGCAGUAGCGAAGUUUCCUGUACAAGGGAAUACAGUUGGGAAAGUGCUGUUAAAGUGCACAAACUACCUAUCCCUUUUCAUGCGUCAUAGGCGUUUUCAGUUUGCCCAGUACUUGAAUGGCCCCAAUAUAUCUUAUCUCACUUUUAUGUGAUAUCUUGCUAUCUGCUCAGUCCUGUUGGUGCAUGCCAAGUUGAUCAGGGAAAACCAUGUAUGAAUGAUUAAUUGACUUUCACGAGUCCUUUUCAGGCAAAAGCUACACGUUACUCUAAUUGUGUGGUUAGCAACCUCGUCUGGGUACUUUGGCCGUUUUCAUUAGGACUACAGCCUGCAGAGAAGAGGAUCUGGUUUGAUAACUUGCUGGAAUUGGUUCCAUGACUUGGUAAACCAAACCAUGACUUACUGCCAUUUUGCUCCUCUGUGGGCCUUUUUGUUCCUGAGCUUCCCUGAGCUAUGCCAAGGUUUGGCUUAGCAUGUUGUCUGAAUCUGGGCUUGUGGUUAAGUGCUCUCCUCGCUUAUCAGAAGCAGUAGUCGAGAAGAAACCUUGGCUACAGUGAGGACAGAGCUGAACCACAAGCAAGGGUUGCAGAUGACAUGCUAAGCCAAACAUUCAUUCUGCUGCAAAGCAUAUUGUCCAUUGUAUUACUUAAUGUUUACUUUCUAUAAAGGUCAUGGUAGGAAAUGUUUUGUGAAAGAACACAAAGUGAGACUGUGUACUUUUUUAUAUAUAAUAAACAUAGUAAAACAUACAAUAAUAAAAUAAUGGUUAAAAUCACAGUUAAAUCAUCAUCAGCAAUAUAUAUUCUCUGAUGGGACAGUAAAAGACAAAGUCACUUAUGAUCCAAAAGUUUGGACAAAUAAAAAUGUAUUUUAGCUUAUGGUUACCACAAAAACCACCACCACCACAACAACAACAACUGAUCAUUGCUGGCAGAAACAUUGACUAUGAAGGGGGCAGAAAUUACUUGAUGACACAAUUUAGGUGACCAGGAAUGAUUGCUGAUGGCUUGUUGGUAUCUGUCCAUCUCUGGAGUGGAGAAGUGUGCUUUUGUGGGUGAAGUCAAAUUGUUGUAAGCUUACAGCACCUGCUGUGGCUGUAGAGACAUGUUUUGUUGCAGCUGGUGCAGAUGAAGGCAUCCAGUUGUGCUGCUGCAGAUGCACCAUGGUGUUUCUUCUGUCCACUCCUCCCAGUGGUCAUUCCUCCUCUGGUCACUGCUGUGGAUACACAACCUAAUUGCCUGUCUCCAGGCACGGUGGUAGAAAUUUGUGAUAAUUAGGCUUUGAACCAUUUGUAGCAUGAUAGUGUUCAGUAGGAAUAGUCUCAAACUCUCUUCUAGAACUGUAAGUAAAUGCAGUUUUAAAACAAGGAUAGGGAACCUGUGCCCCCCCCGAUGUUCUUGGUCCCGCUGAACACUGGCUAAGCUGGUUGGGGCUGAUGUGGGGGUUCAACAUCUGGAGAGCAACAGGCUCCCCCCCCCGCUUUAAAGCAUCCUGUGCAGUGCUGUAAGAGACUGCUUCUGAUCCUUUCUACAUGAAGUUUCAAUGCAGGUACUUAUAUACUUCCUGGUGUCUACAGCAAUUUGCAAGUAAGAAAUCAUUAGACAGCUGUCUUGCAACUUCAUUUUAGCCCUGGAAAGUUUGUAUAGGUGCAUAACUGACUUGAAUGCUGCAUGCGUUCUCAUUAGUGCUGGAAGAGACUUUUAAUUAGCCCCAUUUCAUUCUUCCCCAAGGGAAGUAAUUCCCUAUUUACUAUAUCUUUUUCUUCCCUGCUCUUUAUAUAAUAAGCAUUCUGUUCUGCUGGGCAAAAAAGUCAACAAUUAAAUCGCGUCUAUAAGAAAUCUAAAUGAUUUAUAGCAAGAAGAAAGCCACUGUGCUGCUAUAGAUCUAGCAUUAGAUUGGAAACUGGGACUGUAAUUGUAACCCCAUUUACCCAGGAAUAAGCCCCAUUGAAUUCAGUAGGAACUUCCUGCUGAAUAGACACAAUUUAGGACUGUGCUGUUGUUAAUUCUUUGUUAAAAUGCAUGCUAAACACAUCUUUAGACUUGAUUACAAGGCACAGUCAAAAAUGCACCUGUGGAUUUGAAAACCAAAAUAAUGGAAAGUCUUCCAUAUAUUUAGCAGUGUACAUUGAAGCAAUGUAAUGUAAAUAAAGGUGCAAAUGUAUAAUAAGACAAAGUUUCAAAAAAUUAAAUCUGGUUAUGCCUUUUAUAAAUAUCUUUAACUGUGUACAGUGAACAGUGCAUUAACCUUCAGUGCCAUCAGUAAAAUACUUUAUGAUGCAAGAAAAGAAUCCACAUCCCUAUUCUUUUUUAAAAAUGCACAAAUUAAGCAGAUGACUGCAGUCUGUUUUUUCAGUUCCAUAAUAUAAUCCACUUCCAAAAAAUAUGUACAGAUUGUUUCUCUUAGUGGUAGCCCACUAAAUCAACAUACAGCGUCUCUGCUUAUUUAUUUAUAUGGUUCUUGAAGUUUAUUGUCUUGCUUAAUGUUUUCCUUUAGUUCCCUAAAUGGUUUAAUGCCUAUUUUAAUCCUGCCACAUUGGGAUGGGCAGAAUGAUUCCCAUAAGGGAGGAUAUAAGAUGCCCUUCAUGUGUCUCAUGAUGUGAGCUCUGGUCCAGAAGCUUAUUCUGCAGUAAAUAUAUUAGUCUUCAAUGUGACUCCUCCUUGUCUUAGCCCUAAUGCAAUCAGUCUUCCAGUGGUUGUUGUUCUUUAGUCGUUUAGUCGUGUCCGACACUUCGUGACCCCAUGGACCAGAGCACGCCAGGCACUCCUGUCUUCCACUGCCUCCUGCAGUUUGGUCAAACUCAUGCUGGUAGCUUCAAGAACAGUGUCCAACCAUCUCGUCCUCUGUCGUCCCCUUCUCCUUGUGUCCUCCAUCUUUCCCAACAUCAGGGUCUUUUCCAGGGACUCUUCUCAUGAGGUGGCCAAAGUACUGGAGCCUCAGCUUCAGGAUCUGUGCUUCCAGUGAGCACUCAGGGCUGAUUUCCUUAAGAAUGGAUACGUUUGAUCUUCUUGCAGUCCAAGGGACUCUCAAGAGUCUCCUCCAGCACCAUAAUUCAAAAGCAUCAAUUCUUUGGCGAUCAGUCUUCUUUAUGGUCCAGCUCUCGCUUCCAUACAUCACUACUGGGAAAACCAUAGCUUUAACUAUAUGGACCUUUGUCGGCAAGGUGAUGUCUCUGCUUUUUAAGAUGCUGUCUAGGUUUGUCAUCGCUUUUCUCCCAAGAAGCAGGCGUCUUUUAAUUUCGUGACUGCUGUCACCAUACUACAGAUCCAUCAGGACAGACUGUGUUGGAUCACAGCAUCCUUGCAUUCCCACACAACUUUCCGUUCCUUUUCGCUAAAAGUUUUAAGCAGCGGCUUCUCAGUUUCUGGUUUGUCUUAGGAAGCACAAGACAACAAGAUUGCAUUUAAUGGCUCUUUAAUAUUGUUGCAGGUACCAUGUGUCCUGCUGAACAAUUGGAUCGACUGUUUAGCUAUUAAAACAUUCCUGAACAUUUUGUGACUUCAGAGGAGCUGAGAUAUAUUAUCAAUUAAUUAAUUAAAUUUGUAUACCGCCGUAUGCCCCUAGGCAGUUGUCUACAGGUUGCGGUAUUAGCGUGGGAAAACAGUCACAAUCCAAGGAUCCCCAAACAUGCACCUCCAGAUGGUGCAGAUCUCAGGUGAGAUGAUGGUACCCAGACAUCUUCACUUGGUUUCAAGCUCUCAGAUUGGUGGAGUACAAAUAAUAACUUUUUUAUUAGAAUUACUAUAGUAAUAAACAAGCAUGGUACAACUGACACAACAUUUAAAUAAGAAAGAAACAAAAAAGAGUGGGGGAGAGAAGGCCAAGGGGAGACAGACAGAAUGACCAGAAGCAAAUGAGCACCGGGCUCUUUUAUCUUUUAAGAUUUAUGAAGGAGAAUUUUGGCAGGUACAACUCAUUAAGCUGGGUUUGAGAGAAGCUGUAGCUGCCAAAAUUCCUCCCUCUGCUAAGCUGUUAUAGGUACAAUAUCCCUGCCCUCAUUUGCAUCUGUUCACCUUGGAAAGCGAAGGGCAACAUCAGGCAUGCAUGAUACAAAUAUUAAAAGUGGACUCCAUGUUGUAGGUAGUGUUAAAAUAAAAGUGGAUCUGAAAAGACUGAAGAUUUAACUGCAUUGUAUUCUUUUUUAAUAUAUAUAUAUAUAUAUAUAUAUAUAUAUAUAUAUAUAGUGGUACCUCGGGUUAAGUACUUACAAUAGUACCUCAGGUUACAUACGCUUCAGGUUACAGACUCUGCUAUCCCAGAAAUAAUACCGCGGGUUAAGAAGUUUGCUUCAGGAUGCGAACAGCAAUCAUGCUCCAGCGGCGCAGUGGCAGCAGGAGGCCCCAUUAGCUGAAGUGGUGCUUCAGGUUAAGAACAGUCUGAGGUUAAGAACGGACCUCCGGAAUGAAUUAAGUACGUAGCUAGAGGUACCACUGUAAUUCGUUCCGGAGGUCCGUUCUUAACCUCAAACUGUUCUUAACCUGAAGCACCACUUUAGCUAGUGGGGCCUCCUGCUGCCGCCGCACCGCCGGAGCACGAUUUCUGUUCUCAUCCUGAAGCAAAGUUCUUAACCCGAGGUAGUAUUUCUGGGUUAGCAGAGUCUGUAACCUGAAGCAUAUGUAACCCGAGGUACCACUGUAUAUUCUUUUUUUUGUCCAACACCCCUGUUUGUGGAAAUAAAUGUUUUCUCUUCCUGGUAUUUCGCUACACCUUAAUUUCUGAAGUUGCAUCAUCCCACCUUCAGACUAUACUGUUUUCAAAAGGGCAUGCUCUGACUUGGAACACCUGCUUCCUCCUCUGCUCCCACACAUCCUGACGUUUCUGUGGAAGUUGCAGUCUCCCAAGGCAUGCUUGGUCACCUGUGCUACAAACAAGGGGCUACACAUGGAAGCACAAGCAGGUCUACCUGCUGUCUGGGUCCAGGCCACUCCCUUUAAACAUGAGGCUAGCUUCCUUUUACAGGAGCACAUCUGUUCCCAUGUGAUGAUAAACGACAGUACCAAUUGCUCAGAUCCUCUUUUUUCCCUGACUUCCAUUCUUUAGGCAGAUGCAUUGCUGGUUAGCGAACUGCAUUCAUGCUUUGUAGGCACACUUUCCAUGACACAUUCCAAGUGACAAAGCUUCACGCUACCCUUUAGUUAACCUCCUCCCCGGUGUCUAUGUGAAUUGGCUAGGCUGAGCCAAGAUGCGAGUGAUGUUAAUUAUAUAAUAGUGGAACGUGCGUCCUGUUGAAAUGUGCCUAACUGCUUGUGGAAUCCGCGUGCACUGUGAACAGUAUAGGUCUGCAGAUGCACUGUGUGGCCAGAUGUUACUCAGAAGAGAAACAUCUGGAGUGUCACCUUCUGCUUGCUUGUUUAUGAGAGGCAGGUUUACGGGUGCUGGUGGUGGCACCCAAGCUUUUUAAUUUCUGGCAAAGUAGUUUGGCUCCAACAAGCUCUUUGGGCAGAGCUCACUCUGGUCAGUACUUGCAUGUAUGUGCUGGGGUUGAUUUUGUGAGAACUCGCUUUCUGCAGCUCCGGAUUCCCUGCACCUUGUGUUGAAUAGCGGAAAAGAUGGACGAAGGACACAGCUCUGUUGGAUUCACAGCUCUUUAUUGCGGUAGUUAGAACUGCUCCUGGAAUCAGAAUGACUGCAGCCUAGCUGGCUGCUUUAUAUAAUACUAAGUAACUUGAAACAUUAACAACUUACAACUAGCUAACCAAUCAGGAGCGACAGUUUUCAAUCCUUCAUUUACAUACUGGUGACCCUGAGUGAGAACUGCAACUAAUCUUAAUACAUAACACCUUUAUUUAUUAAAGACAUGCACACACAUACAUACACAAUGUAUGCCUCCCAUUCUUCCUUGCCUUUUCUGGUCUCAGAAUUUCAUAUCAUCCAACAUUCCUCAGAUGAAAGAAACUAGGGACAUUUCUCACUCCCCCACAACUGACGCUCCUUGCCCCCCAUUUUUUGCCCCUCAUUUCCUAUCAGAAGAAGGAGGGGAGUGUUACCACCACUACAUGUGUGACAUUUUGAUGUAUUUUUAAUCUUCGUUGUAAGCCGCCCAGAGUGGCUGGGGAGACCCAGCUAGAUGGGUGGGGUACAAAUAAUAAAUUAUUAUUAUUAUUACAUCAAUGGGACACAGCACACAUGCCCUCCACCAUCCUGAGGAAAGUUUCCAAUUGUCCUUUAAGACAAAGUAAUAUUCACUUAGCAGUUUGAAAGCACGUCAAAGUGCAAGUAGAUAAAUAGGUACCGCUCCGGCGGGAAGGUAAACGGCGUUUCCAUGCACUGCUCUGGUUCGCCAGAAGCGGCUUAGUCAUGCUGGCCACAUGACUCGGAAGCUGUACGCCGGCUCCCUCGGCCAAUAAAGCGAGAUGAGCGCCGCAACCCCAGAGUCGGCCACGACUGGACCUAAUGGUCAGGGGUCCCUUUACCUUUAAUAUUCACUUGCCACUGGAAGGGAUACAGUGGUGCCAUUAUGGCAGAGGUCCUAACCAUCUGCCAUAUGCUCCUCAAAACAAUACAGGUACCUGGAACAGGGCCUCCAAAGCAGAUCAGUUUCAAGUCAUUUAUGUAGCAUUUAACAGUAAUGGUCCAUUUUUGUUUGGUAAUUAUAAAUUUGAAUCACUGAUUUGGAUUGCAGAGGCAUUCACGCUUAUGACUGAUGCUGGCUGCCACUAUUUGCAAACAGACAUCUUUGCUGCCAUUUCCCAUUAUUCUUUGCUCCGCUCAUGCUCUUAAAAUGACCAGUUGGUCUAAAAACAACAACAGCAGCUCAUGAUCUUGUCUGUCUCUAGCAUGCAAAUCUGAAAUUUUUCUCAUUACUACCUCAGCACGUGGGAGCCAUAAGAAAAAAAGAGCGGCUUUUGUUAGCUGGCAGUGCCAUCAGAUGUCUUAGUCUGCAGCUAAGCAGUUGUUCGGGAACACCCUUCCCAGGGUUCUUGAUGGCUAUACUUCUAUCAUUUGGACUCUAAACGAAGAGUACUGUACUGUAUAUUCUUUUCCGGAGUUGCUGCUUCAGUGAGAUUGAGUGUUUUGGCUAAUUCUUCUCUUAAGGGUUUUGAUGCUGCUUUGUUUUUGUGGGGCUAAGUCUGUUUAUCGUCUUAUAGUGAUUUAACCUUGUGUUGUAAACUCCUGUGAACACAUAAUUUGGAGAGACGUAAGGCGAAAAAGAAAAGUAAAUGCUAGAAGUAGUAACCAUCUUAUUUUGUACCAUUAUUUUGUACAAAUCUGAAAAAAAUGUGGACAGGCUUGGACUGGUAGUAGCUUUAGCUCAGUUCUGUCAGUGUUGCUGUUGUUUAGGUUUUUUUAAUUUCCUGGUUUGCUAGAACAGGCUUAAAAUCAACAAUCCAUGCUGCCAAUAUGGUUAAAAGGCACCAGGCUUCUGUUGGAAAGCCUGAAUAAAUAGUUAUAAAAUUAAAUAACAGGAUGUGUGUUUUCCUGAGCUGCCUUAGGUGUGCCUUAAUUCUAUGCUGAGUGAAUAUUGGCAUGCUUGCACUUACCUGGUUUUUUGCAUGUUGCUGUGUGCUUAUAGAAUUGUAAUUUGUUGUAUAGGCACACAGAUCUCUAACUAAGGAGGUUAGGUAGCACAAUCACACAUACCUUCUGGUAAGUGAUGCAUUUUCCACAUUUUUAACAGUCAAGAGUGGCUUUGUUAGUAUCUCUAAUUCUGGACAAGUUUCUCAUCAGGUAAGUCAAGUUUAAUCCAGUCUAACGGCUCUUCCAGGCAGACAGUGUUGCAAAAAAGUUGGCAACUGUAAACCACUUGGAGACAAAUAGGUUUUUUGUUUUGCUUUGUUUAGACGCCUUUUGGAUAGCUCCAAACUAGAUUUUCAAGCUUCUUUCUGCAAUUCAGGGCAUGUGAUUCCAACUCUCUCUUCCCUCCCUGCUCUCCAAGGCACUUCAAGUACUGGCCAGAAUGUAGUGGGUUUUUUGGCUGAAGUGUCCGGAGUGAGGGAGGAAGAAAAAUGGAGGGAAAUCCUUUUUUUGAACACAAACAAAAUAACAAUAAUAAUGAAGUUGAGCUGAACAGAGUCCAAACAGGGUACUAGUGGUGUUUUGGGGCAGCUUUGGAGUGAACUGUAUGGCGCCACUUCCAGUUUUGUUCAACUUGCGUUCUUUAAGGGUAAGGCCGCUUCGACCAGGUUCUUCUCUUGCCAUUUGGGUGCUGGUGCUAAAGUGGUAUAAUAGUGCUUUGGAUGUAUGCUGUGGCUGUGGCCCCCCUGCAUGUGAGAACCUUAUCCUACAAUGUCAGUCCCUCGGCCACCACAGCUAUGGCAACCUCCACCAUCAAUUCUGUCCCAACAUUUUCUUUUAUCUUAGAACGACAGGUGGGUCGGGGGAAUAUAUAUUGGCUCCAGGAAGAACAAUUGCAGGUGUUUCAUAAGUUUCACUGUUUGUUUUCCCCAUUUUUCUUUCUUUCUGUGCUUUAUGCGUGAGAUUUGGUGAUUGACAGCCUUUUGGAAAUACGGUUUCUGGUCUCUGCUUAUAUAUAAUCAGAUGGCCUUGGGGAGACUUGCUUUCUUUCGAACUUGGUUCCACACCUGCCUGCGGAAGCAUAAAUCUAUAUCUCAGUGGUAUUUUAAGAGCAAAUAGAUUGAGAUCGGAAGGGCAUGUGGACAUAAUCCUAGCUCAUGGUUUAUGAGGUGCAAAAAUCAACCAGCUUUCUUCUGAAGUUUCCCUGGUUUGCAUUUGGGUUUUAUGCACAAUCUAUGCCUGGAGCUUUGCAAAUCUGGUUCCUUCUCCUUAGGGGAAACGUUUAGAGAAAUGUUGUUCAAGUACUUUUUUUUUUUUACUGAAACUUCUGAGAACAGUCUUGAGCAAUUUGACAGGAGAAUGUGUGUGUGUGUGUGUGUGUGUGUGUGUGUGUGUAUUGCGCACGCGCGCGCGCGCACACACACACACACACUUUAAGUAGAAGUGCAAUAGGAUUGUCAGCUAAGGAUAGAAAUAAGGGGGGUCUGGGAAGCAGGGUACUGUCACCUUGAUGGGUUUGGCCAUGGGUUGGUGAGUUGGAAGGUACUGGGCUUUUGAAUUCCACCUUGUUUUAGGCACCGGUCAGCACUACAGCUAGAAAUACACUGGUGGGAGAAAUUACCUGUGUAAUUUAUCGUAAGAUUAUUUUAACGUAUCGACUUUCAAAAUCCCUUUUAAGUUCAGAAGCCUAUAUUUUGUAUUUCUGUGUUAUUUUAUACUAGUUAGGGCUAACAGAAGGUUGUUAUCAUGGUGUAAAAUUGUAAAAUUAGAAUCCAUGGAGUUGGUCACGCUAUUUCAGUAGUGAGAUACCAGCCUUCAGAAAAGGAGGUUGAAGAAGCCUAACCUGUGAAUCUCCCAGUUCAGUGCCAAGAUUGACUGUGAUACAUGAAGGCGGUCCUGUUCUGCUCUGGGGUUUGGUUACUCUAUCGCCUUUAUUUUGAUCCAAGUGAUAAAUUGGGAAGAUCACUGAACACUCAUCUUCAGCUUGACACAUGUUAAUGUCGUGCUUGACCUGGUUUGAACUCUUGUUAAUAUUUUUGAAGCAUAUCUGGUUGUGCAAAUUGGACUCUUUUUUUCUGGCAGAAUCUCCUGUUACAGGAGCAAUUAAUACAUCUUUAAGCAAUUAAAGGCAACUAAUACAACUUUAAUGAAGGAUAAUAUUCCAGGAGGCUGUUUGGUUAGGGAUUGCUCAAAAUGACAAGAGCAAUUGCUUAUCCUCAAUAUGUUGUGCAUAUCUGACGGAUCCUUUUGUGAAGAAUUAAAUGGACAAGAGGGAACUGUAGAAGUAUGUAUUCAGCCUGUGUUAGCUGCUUGAUAUUGUGAUUGAUGUAAACUCUUAGAGAUCUUGUGUUGCUUUCUUUAUAUUUUACUUUUGGCCUCCUUUAUCUGCUUCUUAACAUUACCGCCACUCAUUCUUUCUGGAACUAAUUGCUGUCUGUGCCUAGAGCUGCUUUCUCUCAUGUCUUCCUUUUCUUUCUCAAUAUCAAUUUUUUAUUUAACAUAUUUUAAUGCCGGAAAGCGUGACAAAUGUGGUUUAAGGCAGCAAAACACAGCUGAAAACUAAACCUACUUUUAGUUUUAAAAUCAUCACCUUAAAAUAAGAGCCUGCCCAUCGCAGGUGUAAAUGACACAACGUGAAUAGAAUAAAACAGCCUGCCAUAUCCCCAGAUGACUUAAAACCAUUCUAUUAAAAUGUCAGAGAUAUCUUUAGACCCUGCUUGAAAUUUUGUAGGAUAGGGCUAGCCCGAUCUCACUUGGAAGCAUAUUUCACAGGAAGUGGGGCCAUUGCUGAAAAGGCCCUGUCCUGUGUGCCUGCCAUUCUGCUUGCUCUCAUAGGUGGGUAUGUGAAUGGGGCCUGUGAUAUGGAUGGCAUGAUAAGGGCAGGUCGGUGAGAAUGAAAGCGGUCCUUCAAGUAACCCACACCCAAACUUCUUAGGGCUUCAAAUGUCACCACCAGUCCUUUGUGUUGGGCCUGGGAACACACUGUCACACAAUGCAACUGGUACAAUACACAUGAAGUGUACCAAAUCAACUUCCUGGUACCAGCCAUUACCUGCGUGGCUACAUUUUUCACUGGCUGACGUUUGAGUGCAUUGUAGUCCUUAAUGCAUCUUUUCUUCAGCUACUGCAGUUUAUCAUGUCUAGUCCUCUACCGCCACCUGAUUCUCCAAGAUUCCAUCUGAACUUUAUUCCACCUGAAUAGACACUCCUCUGCUUUGUAUAUUAGGUGAGCAUAUAAAUGUUCUAUGCCUUGUAUAUUAGGUGAGCAUAUAAAUGUCCUAUGCCUUGUAUAUUAGGUGAGCAUAUAAAUGACUCUAUUGCGGGGGUUGUCAACUUGGUCCCUACCACGGUAGGGGGUUCUAUGGCACAAGCUGAAUCCUCCUUCCAUCGAGCACUGGUGGGCGGUAAGGAAAUUUUACCAUCAAGAAAGAUUCAUUAGUGGGCGGUAGGUAUAAAAAGGUUGACUACCCCUGCUCUAGUGAAUGAGAGACAACCAUGCUGGUUCUACUACUGAUUCAGGAAUUGAACCUCUCCAGCAACACAAUAUCUGUAAUAUAUUUGACCGCUUUCUGCCCGCCCCCUCUCCAUCGCAAUUAUUAAGAAUCAUAUUAGUAAAUGAUAAGAGGCCGGGAUCCAAAUAGUUACCUUAGGCGUGGCCAAAAACGUUUGCCUCCCUAAGCACUGCCUUUGGUCAAGAGACCAUGAUACCUUAUCCUAAAUUACAUUUGAAAACCUCAUUGGUUCGAAAAGUGCUUUUUGUUUUGAGAGCAACGAGCCCGAAGCUCUCCCAACCUACUUGCCUGUGUAUAACUACUGUAUUUUUCGCUCUAUAAGACGCACCAGACCACAAGACGCACCUAGUUUUUGGAGGAAAACAAGAAGAAAAAUAUUCUGAAUCUCAGAAGCCAGAACAGCAAGAGGGAUCGCUGCGCAGUGAAAGCAGCAAUCCCUUUUCCUGUUCUGGCUUCUGUGAUAGCUGCCUGCAUUUGCUCCAUAAGACGCACACACAUUUCCCCUUACUUUUUAGGAAGAAAAAAGUGAGUCUUAUAGAGCAAAAAAUAUGGUACUUUUGUGGAUCUUGGGGAUGUAUGGAUCUGUGAUCACAGCACCCUAGGUUGUGCUGCUGGCACUAAGUUGUUGUAAACUAGGAAACAGAUUCCAGCGGCAACUCUUGCGACAGCUGCUGUACUUGGUGGGGAAAGUUUUCUUGGGGUUAGUUGGACCAGGGCGGGGGUAGUUAAGUGGUAAAUCAGGAUCGUGGAGGAGGUAGAAGUAAUUCAGUACCGUAGAGAAGGUGUUAGUGACGCACCAGAAGAGCUUCUUUUCCUGUGGGAGUCUUCGCCACUUGGCAUUUCCUCAAUUGCCUUUCAGAUCAGUGGCAAAUGUGACCCAGUUUGGGCAUUGGUAGUAUUCGGCUUAUGGUUCCCUCUGGCGUCCUCACCCUGUGCCCAGAGGGCACUGUUGUCACUCAACAGAAGGAAGAAUGGCAGGGAGAAAAGGAUAAUUAGAGCAAGUUUGGAAUUGGAAAGACGUCCAGGAGAAGUGUGGAGGCAGGAGAGAGAAUACCUGUUCCUUUUAGGCUCUGAAAUUUCAAAAGAUCUGGUGUUUGCUUUUCCACACCCUUCUCCAUUAUUGCAAUAUUUGUUCUUCAGCAAGCAUUGUGCAUGGUUCUUAGAAUUCCAGUUGCAUGUGGAAUAUACUCAUAAAUGUGAACGCCACCUGUCUGGGUAGUCUUGUGUUGGUACGCUCAGUCGUACAUAUAUGAGCUGUAGCCUGUCUUGUAUAGUUUCAUUGCUCGAUUUUUGUAUAUGCAUGGUAGGCUUGAACAUGUCAUCUUAUCGAAAAGCCCUUUGUCCCCAAAGUGGAGAUCCAUACAUGUACAAAGGGGUGGGUUGUCUGAGGCAGUCCAAAGUACAGGAAAAGGCUCUCUGUGCAUGCUGAGUGGCACUGCAUUUGUGCCAGCAAGCGGGUGUGAAGGAAAGGUUGUUAAGAGUACAUGCUGCUCAAUGUUUCGCAGAUGAAAACAGGGACACUUUUGUAAUACUACCCGCUACUCCAACCAAGGUUAACUGUCUGAGCUUCCUAUCCCUUUCAUUCCAUAUUGCUGGGGAUCUGCCAGUAUCAGCUGCUCAUUCUUCCAGUCUUCUUCUUCUCUUCUUCUUCUUCUUCUUUUUACAUUUUAAAAUUCAUUUUCACUUUUAACGUUUAUCAUCAUACAUAAAUCAUAAUCAUGGCUCCCAGUACGUUUCCAAGCACAAUUCAAAGUGUUGGUGCUGACCUUUAAAGCCCUAAACGGCCUUGGCCCAGUAUAUCUGAAGGAGCGUCUCCACUCCCAUUGUUCUACCCGGACACUGAGGUCCAGCGCCAAGGGCCUUCUGGCGAUUCCCUCACUGCGAGAAGUCAAGUUACAGGGAACCAGGCAGAGGGCCUUCUCGGUAGUGGCGCCCGCCCUGUGGAACGCCCUCCCACCAGAUGUCAAAGAGAACAACAACUACCAGACUUUUAGAAGACAUCUGAAGGCAGCCCUGUUUAGGGAAACGUUUAAUGUUUGAUUCAUUACGGUAUUUUAAUAUUUUGUUGGAAGCCGCCUAGAGUGGCUGGGGAAGUCUAGUCAGAUGGGCAGGGUAUAAAUAAAAAAUUAUUAUUAUUAUUAUUAUUAUUAAUUUUACAAACAGGAUUCUCAGAAUCCCCAAACUUCCCUCCACCCCUCCAUGGUUUUCCCAGAUAUUAUUUUCAAACUGCAUCGUAUUGUAUUCUCCAUAUUUUCUUAAAACUCAAUUUUUUUUAUCAUAGUUCUCUCUUCAUUGCAAGUGUUCUCAAAAUCCUGCUAAUGUUUUAAAUUGUUUACAGUGUUCUUUCAAGUAACUUAAAAUUUUUCCCCAUUCUUUGUUCAGUCCAGUCAUCCACAUUUUCACAUCGGUUUGCGAAUUCCCCCCUGCCAAUGAAAAUACUUCAGCAUUUGUGUGCAAAUUUCUCCUGCUGUAUACAUGUGAUGUGUGCAGUUUUGCCUCGUAUACAAAUUUUCACAUGGCAAUUUCCCCUGAUAAAAUGUGAUUUUCACAGACAUACGUUUAAAUGUUAUUUAUAAUGCUGUUGUUGCUUUGAUUUUUUUCCGUGCACUAUCUUAGUUUGCAGAAAGCUGGCAUUAAAAAAAUAGCAACAAGUGAAUAGCAAUAACAAAAUAGCAAAAUGCCUGGGUAAUUGAAAGAAUGAGCGUGAGUUCCUUCAGGGAUCCUGUUUUGGAUCAUUUGCUAUGGAACUUCCUUUUCCUGCAAACUACUUAGUUUUCAGUGCAUGUAACUUAAGAGUUCGGAAAUAAAGGCAAAGGGCUUAAACACAGUACAGUCGUACUUUGAAAGUCAAACAGAAUCUGUUCCGGAAGUUUGUUCAACUUCCAAAAUGUUUGGAAACCAAAGUGCAGCUUCUGAUUGGCUGCAGGAAGCUCCUGCAACCAAUCGGAAGCCGCGGAAGCCCCGUCAGACGUUCAGCUUCCAAAAAUAGUUUGCAAACCAGGACACUCACUUCUGGGUUUACGGCGUUCAGGAGCCAAAACGUUUGAGAACUAAGCUGUUCAAAACCAAAGUAUGACUGUAUAUAACUUUUUUUUAAAAUGGAUGCUGUGCUGCUGCUGUUCUUGCAUCGUGACGUCAGUGACUACUGGCUCAGUAAAACACUGAUUCCUACCUAUUUUGUUAGCUUGCUGGAAUGACAGUCUGAAGACCAGUGCCUUCCUGCAGGCUGCAACAAAAAAUGUAUAAUCUUUCAAAUGUCUCCUUAAACAGCUCUAUCCAUAUGCUGGGAAGUCCUGAGUGAACUGCACGUUCCCUGAGCCAUGUACACAGCCACUUGAGGAUGGAUGAUCGCCGUUUAUGUUUGGAAGUACAGUAGGCAGUACCAACAAGCUUUUGGUACACCUUCAGCAGACGCUGUGGCUGUAUAGAUUGUGGCGUCAUGAAGUCACUGUAGCUCCCUACCUAUUCACCUGAUGUGCUAAUGCCUGGAGACCAGAAUUCGAAACUUGUUUAAUCCAUCGCUAGGCCAUUCCAUGUUAUCUAUAUGCAUACACAAGUGUAAUUGCAGAGGAGAGGAAAAUGACUGGCUUUUUGUUUGCUCCUUCCCUCCCAACUUAUCAGUCAGGCUGGGGUGGGGAGAAUUGGCUUAGAAAAAGGUAGAUCUUUCUUCCUGCAUCUGCAGUUAUUUCAGAGGCAACGGUAGGCUGAGCCUGAAUAGUCCCCUCCCCUCCAGUGCCCAAAAUGAUUGUUGGGAAAGAGAGCAAAGGGGUGUGUAAAAGGUCACACUUCCUUUGAGUUCGUAACAAGUCUGCAACCUGUUCAAAUUUGAGUCUUCAGAGUAUCUGGGCUCAGCUGACCUAGGCCAGCAAACCGGUUUCCAGACCAGGAAGAAGCAAGUGGCAGUCUGCUUGCUUUCCCUGUGCCAGUGAAACUCCUCGCCUCAGUGGGUUGAAGGCUACCCCCUGUGUACUGCCAUGUGCUACUGAAGGUGGGAUGACGAUGCAGCGUGCAUUGGCUUAGUCGGCUGAGCAUUUGGGUACUGAGGAGGGACAUAGGAGUUCACCUUGUCACCUGUACAAGGGGUAGGGUUCCUGGAUGACCUUACAUAAAAUAUUUUGUUGAAGUUAGCAACGUUGCAUGGUUCAAGAGCCAGACUAUACAAUGUAAUCAAAGAGGUAAUGGACGCGGGUGGCGCUGUGGUGUAAACCACUGAGCCUUGGGCUUGCCAAUCAGAAGGUCGGCGGUUCGAAUCCCCGCGACGGGGUGAGCUCCCGUUGCUCAGUCCCAGCUCCUGCCAACCUAGCAGUUCGAAAGCACAUCAAAGUGCAAGUAGAUAAAUAGGUAUCACUCCAGCGGGAAGGUAAACGGCUGCUCUGGUUUCGCCAGAAGUGGCUUAGUCAUGCUGGCCACAUGACCUGGAAAAACUGUCUGCGGACAAACGUCGGCUCCCUUGGCCAGUAAAGCAAGAUGAGCGCUGCAAUCCCAGAGUCAUUCGCGACUGGACUUAACUGUCAGGGGUUCUUUACCUUUACAAAGAGGUAAAACGUGGGGUUUCCCCCCCAGACCUGAUUGUUGCGUUGAGCAAAGCCAUUGACUUGAGUGGCAGAAAAGAAUUAGAUGCCUUAAAUUCUUAUUAGAUCUGUACUGUGCUUGAUGUGGGGUUGUCUUAAAAAGUGCUUAUUUCAGGAGCAUAAUUAAUUGUAGUGUGUGUAUUCUGGGGCGCUAUUAAAUACAGUACAAAAAUGAGGAAACGUAUGGCUAGAAAAGAAAUUUCCCUAUGAAGAUUUGGAAAAACAUGAUACCAUCUUGUCCGCUGUGAAUAUUUGGUCUGAGUUAUAUUACGUGGACGACGAAACUCUUGAUGGCUCCUAUCAAGGUUUGCUUUGGGCAGCAACCUUCUCUGUCUAGACGAUUGGCAGACGAAAGUUCCAUGAGUUCAAGUUUUUAGAAGGAUUCUUCUUUUGAAUCUGAUGGGAACCGUUGAAUCAAAAGGGAUUGCUGAAAGUGGAGAAGCAGAGACACUGUUGUGGUCCUUAGAAAUGGUUCCGGGAAAGUGGCAUUGCUGCCAUGCUGGAGUUUGCAAAACUCCAGCAUUUUCAAAGGAAGCGCUCCAUUCCUAAUCGUACCUCCUAAAAUGAUUGAUAAUAUGAAUUACUUAUGUUCUGCUUAGUUAGAAUCAACAAAACCCUCUGCUCCAUAUCAUUUCAACAAAUCUAUGAGGUUGGCAAUCAUUUGAUGCAGAAGAGCUGCUCAUUCACAAGUAAGCAUAUGCAGAUACUCUCUUGCCUGUAACUUAAGUUAUGUCCCAUGUGCUGCUUUAUUAUUAUUUACCACCACCAUCAUUUAUUAAACUUGUUAGCCGUCUGCUUACCCAAAGGUCUCCAAGCGACCUAAAACACAUUUUGUUGCUUUAGCCUUUGAACCAAGAACAAAAAAAGCAGUCAUGGAGUUUGAAAGCUAGUUAGGGAGAGAGGUUGUAUCCUUGAAAUUGGCAUGUUGCUUUAGUUCUUUGACUGUUGAUUUAAGUGGCACAAUACACAAUUCCUUUGAGUUUGUUGUUAUUGCCUUUAUUAGCAAUCUAGGCUUGUUGUGUUUUGAGAUGAAGGAGAAAAAUACUGCUGAGUCAGAAUGAGAUCACCCAAGUUGCAUUUAGGACUUCAGAAACUAAAUCGACGCCAGAAGGCCUUCUUUCUUUUCUUUUCUUUUCUUUCUUUCUUUCUUUCUUUCUUAAAACCUGUUUGGAGUGUGUUGCUCAGCUUACCCGGCGGUCUACAAUUUUUUUAAAAAAUGAAAGCAAUUGUACAUGUCUCGUGAGCAUUCUGCCUCGCUUCUUACUAUACAGUACAUCAGUGUACCUCUUUCAUAUAAAAUGGGGAUCUGGUAUGUGGGUAGUUAGCAUAACUGAUUUGUCACGAUUCUCUCUCGUUAUUAUUUUUUGUAAAGGAACUGCUCAGGGUCAUAAUACUCUUUUCUUUAUGAGUAUCCGGUAUCCAGCACAAAGAGUUUGUUGAACAGUUGGCUAGGGGAGCGGCUAAAAGGCUUUGGUUUGUGUGUUUUUUUAUUACCCUGUUAGGCAUUAACAGGGCCACUCCCUAGCCUAGACUGUAUCAGCAAAAACAGUCUUCCUAGUAUAUGCAGGUGUGGAAGCAUAUUUAUGUAGCCUUACUAGAGUUCAAAUGGAAAAUCAUGAUUUAAAGUCCUUGUGGCAUGGAUGAUUGAGGACCGGAAUUGGGCUGUUAUGACUACUGUCUCUCUGCAGGCCGUGAUUCUUUCCCAGGGAUGUGGAGCUCCAUUCUCCUACUCAUGUUCCUUUUAAACCAAAUCUUAAUUGUCGGGGCUCUGAAUUUUACAACACACUUUUUUAUUUCUUCAGUCUGUUUUGGCGGCUUCAGUCAAUGUAAUGGGAAAUGAAGCAAUGACAACAGCCCUUCCCUCUAGCAAAUGGUAACUGCUUGUAGAAUUAUAAGCUUACCUCCCUUAUACAUCACAGAAAGGCAGCUUUUAUAUUUGAUAAAAUUCAAAUUUAAAUGUAAUGAUCUAAUCCAACUAAUUUGUUCAUUAAGCACCCUAAAGCAUAGUGACAUUCAUAUUAAAUUUCAACACUAUUUAAGUUCGUUCCACUUUCAAAUGAGUUUCCCUUGAGCUUUGGAUCCCCAUUGCAUAUGCUUCUUACCUAUGGAAUUUUUAGUACUUUUUAACAAGCUUUAUUGCAAGGAUGGGCAACCUGUGGCUUUCCAGAUGUUGGGCUCCAACCUCCCUACCUGCCCUGCCCCAGCCCCAGCCUGCAGGGUCCAAUGAUCAGGGACGGUGGAAGCUGUCAUCCAGCGAUUUUUCAGAGGAGCAUAGGUUCCUCAACCCAUCUUCUGGACCCCCUGGGAAACUCAACAAACUGUUCUGCACCUGGAACUGAGUGUGGAGAGGGGAACUGGAUGGGACACAACUGUGGGCAGCCUGAGGAUGUACCAUCCACCUUGGGCCAGUCUGUAAAAUGCAAGUCUGGAGUGAAAGACUAGGGUGACUAUUUCCAGGAACUCUUAUUGUGAGACUUUUGUGGGUGAGCUGAGAGUUUGUUUGGGCCCUAGGAGAGAACCCAGAGGCUGAGAGGAAGAGGGUGUGCCAGAAGGAAAAUGAAUUGAUGUUGAUUUUCAUAUGUUUUGUAACUUCUUUGCAAUGUUGUUGUUUCAGUUUUCUGCCUACUGCUUAUAUUAACAGUAUACAAAUUAAAUCAUCAGUCAAUCGGUUUGUGGGGUGGCGUGUAGUGCUUGGUAUUGGCAGAGGGUAAAGCUGUGUGUCUUCUUUAAAUUACAACUUUCUGCUGCAAAACCAUUGUUCAGUUCCCCUGAGAGAGAAGGAUUGUAGUCAUACUUCACAAUACAACAUAUUCUGUUCUGUUAGGCUUUGUUAAGAAGAAACAAAACGGUCUAUUAGAGGUGCCCUUCUAUGUGCUGUUGUGUUUUAUUGGAAAAUUGCCUUUAUUGUCAUCUCUGAAGCACAUAUGUGAGCUUUCUCUCUUUUAUUAUUCAUUUCCACACACAAAUACACAGAAAUUUUAUUUAAUAACAUAUUCUUCAAAGGCCUGCUUUUUAGUAUUCAGUUGCUGUACUGAUAAGAGAUGGCUGCAUAAUUGCACACCUCAUUCUAAGGAGUUUUCUGGGGACUGAGUGCAAGCUACGUUUGGCAGAAGGCAGGUGGCAAUGCCAGGGUUGUGCCUUAGGCAAAUGAUCCUUAAUCAUAGAGAUGAAAAUGUGUACUCAGAGGUCAUUCAGCUGAGCCCCCUUGCAAUGCAGGAUCUGUAAUGCCGACUGCAGCUCCAGCGUCUCUGACUGAUAGCUGUCCAGCCUCUGUACACAUGCAGGAUAGAAGCAUGUGGUAAUUUUAUUAGAUCCUGCCACUUGUUGAAAGAAAGGUUUGUUAAACAUUUGAGUUUUAAUACAUUGAUUAACUACCGUAUUUUUCGCCCUAUAAGACGCACCCGACCGUAAGACGCACCUAGUUUUUAGAGGAGGAAAACAAGAAAGCAACGCAAAGCCUAUGGAGCACAGCGGGAGGAAUGCUCCCACUGCGCUCAAGAGGCUUUGCGUAGCUAUCCCUGAAGCCAGAAGAGCAAGAGGGAUCAGUGCGCACCAAUCCCUCUUGCUCUUCUGGCUUCAGCGAUAGCUGCACAGCCUGCAUUCGCUCCAUAAGACGCAGACACAUUUCCCCUUACUUUUUGGGAGGGGAAAGGUGCGUCUUAUAGAGCGAAAAAUAAAUUUGCAUCUCCAAGUGAAUGAGAGAAUAAGGUAUAUUUGCAGGAUGCAGAUAGCGAGAAGAAAUCUAGGAUUGUCUUUGCCUGUGUAUAGUGUUGGGGAAACAAAUGCUGUAUGUAUAACUCGGCCUGUAUAAGGUUGGAGCUGCAGAUAAAUUUGACAAUUACACUUUUUUUGUUUUUGAAAGCACAUCUUUCAGUUGCCUACAUUUGUUUAAAAAGUCAUCUCUGUCACCAGUGUUGGUGUUGUUUUUCAUUGGUUUUAUGGAUUUUAGCUGCAUUUUAUCUGUACACUACUUUGAGAAUUUUUCUGAUGUGUUUAAAUUUGCCAUGAUGAUGAGGAUGGUGGCUAAAAAGGGAUGAGUGCAGAAAUCCCAGUGUAGGGUAGGUUCUGAAGAACCAGAGCAAUGAAUCAGAAAGUCCUUGGAUCAAAUUUUAACAUCUGCUGCGAACUCACUAGGCACACUGCUCUCUCUUGCUCUCUCUCUCUGCCUCAGUCCUUCUCAUCUUUAAUACAGGAGAUAAUAAGACAACAGCUUUGUUUACAACAACUGUAUAGUGCAUGUGGAGCAUUUUUAAUCCUUGAAAUCAUUAUCAAGUUUGGGCAACUGUUGACACUGUGGCAGAUGUGCACAUCCAGGCUGAUUUCCCUCCUUUCUCUGAUAGUUCAAAUGGAAGUCCUGCUGCAGGGAUAAAGAAUCUGUGGCCCUCCAGAUGUUUCUGGGGUUCAGUUCCCAUCAUCCCUGACUAUGAGCCAUCAUGGCUGGGAGCUGAUGCGAGUUGGAGUCCAACGUCCUCUGUAGGGGCACAGGAUCUUCACCACCCAUGAUCUAAUGCCUGGAAAGCAUGUGUGUUGCUCAUGUAUAUGGAAGCAGCUAAAACCCUCUGGCUCUUUGAAAGGAAUUUGAUGGGUGAAUUGACUUCCCUUUGGAUGUAAAGUACCGUAUUUUUCGCUCCAUAAGGCGCACCUAGUUUUUAGAGGGGGAAAUCAAGAAAAAAAUAUCUGUCCGCUUCUCCCAGAGCUUCUGGAGCUGCCGGGGGGGAAGCCCCCCCCCCCCCAGAAGAAGCCAUAGCCGCGCGCAGCCUCUCCCGGCCGGAGGGGCUGCGUGUGGCCUGGCAAUACCACCACCUCCCGCAAAAGCCCACAGGAGCUGCACACCCUUUAAGGAGCGCGCGGCUCCUGCGGGCUUUUCUACAAGGAGGGAGAAGGGACUGACUGGCCGUGUCAGUCCCUUCUCCCUCCUGGGGAAAAGCCCGCAAGAGCCGCAUGGAGCUUGUGUGCGGUUCUUGGGGGCUUUUCCUGCCAGACGUACACACAUUUCCCCUUACUUUUUAGGAGGGAAAAAGUGCGUCUUAUGGAGCGAAAAAUACGGUAUAUGCCCUCCCCUCAGUAGUCCACCUUGAGCUUGAUUGUCUUCUAGCACCGUGAGCCAAGAACAAUCAAGGCUGGAAUACAUGAAGUUUUUAGCUGUACCUAUUCACUUAGAAAAUGAUCCUUUAACGUUUCACCACCACCACCAUUACAUUUUACUGCCUGUAAACUCCCAGGUGUAUUUGCACAAGACUACAGAACCCUCAGUCAGCCCAACCUCCUUUGGCAGUUUAAUCUGUUACCAGGGACUAUGUCUUAGGUGAGAGACUUCAACCACUUCAGGAGACAGGCAACUGAAAACAGAUGCAUGACUGAGAUUCAGAAAAAAAUAAUACCUUUUAUUAUUAUUUUUAAGUGGUGCUAAGGGAACUUUGUUCCAGCUUGCAAAGUCUCUCAGGGAGGUGGUUGGGGCUGUAUCCUGUGUGUAUCCUGCUAGGCUGAACUCAAGUUUGCUUUCAUUUCCGGCUUUAGGAACGGCUAGGAGGAUGAAUUCGGAAAGAGAUUCGGAAACUACCUUUGACGAGGACUCCCAACCAAACGACGAAGAGGUGCCAUAUAGCGAUGAUGAGACAGAGGAUGAAUUGGACAUUCCGCCUCCUGUCGAGCCAGAGCAAAACCGCAUCAACAGAGAGGUGGAAGUGACUCGAGAUACACUUAGAAAAGGUGAGUCGGACGUGAAUGAUUCCGGAAGGGGAAUGUAAGGUGAGCCUCGCUGGAUCACGUCAAAGGCCCAUUCAGUUCUGUGUGGAAUGGCCAACCAGAUGUCAAUGGGAAGCAGGGCCUGAGUGUGGCAGGACUCUCCCCACUUGUGGCACCCCCACUAACUAGUAUAGCUAGCAGACAGAACACAGCUAGCCGCCAUUUAUAGCCUUAUUCUCCAUGAAUUUGUCUAAUCCUCUUUUAAAGCCAUCCAAGUUGGUGGCCACCACUAGGGCCGGCCCUCACACAAGGUGGUCCACAGGAGCAGCAGCUCCAAGGAAGUCUUCGUCUGCUGCUGCUGCUUCCACUGUGGCAGCGAAAGCCGGGCCCACUCCUUGGAAGUGGAAUUUGCCACCUCCUUGGCUGACUCCCCCUCCAAUGCUGCCCCCACAGCGGCCUCUUGGAGAAUAGGAGAUACGGCUGGUCUACUCCCACCCCCUAGGAAGGAAAUGGUGGGGGCUGCCCUCUGGGGUCUCCUGGGCUGUGCACCUACCCAACAAGAUUCAGAGUGGGUCCAUUUUCCUCAUUGCAAUGGCCUUUGAUUUCCAUUUGACCAUUGAGUAAGGCUGAUUUGAGUUUCCCAACUUGUUUCUGAUGGAGAUCUUCACUCACCCCUUCUUCCCUGGUGUGGUGGUGGUGGGUUCCAUUUUGUGGUGGCAAAAUGUAUUGGGCCAGCCCUGGCCAUCACUGCACCGUAUGAAGUACUUUCUUUUGACUGUCCUAAAUCUUCCAACAUCCAGCUUCGUUGGAAGCAAUUACUCUGAGCGUUAUGUUUUUACUGUUCAGUUUCCAAAACACCACAGGGUCAUUCCUAGAUUGAUCCAACAGGGAAACUACCAAUGUGGUUUGGAAGUGGCAUAAGCCUGUUUAAAAUGAAAUUUAUUUGGCCAUAUCCUCUAAACAACUGGCUGAAAAUGCACAAGCCACAUUUUAUGCAUGGGUUUUCUUAUUUUUAUAUUAUUUGUACAUACAAAGUAUACUAUAAAUAUACAAUAAUGCAUAGUAAUAUAAUCAAGAUAAGAUAUGGAUGCAGAGAAAACUAAUUGUCUAACUUAUAAAUAUAAAACAAGGAGUAUAAAUCUAUGCAUGAAAGUAGGAAAUAGGUAUGUGGAUAAAUAGGUUGCAAUAUUUAACUUCCUAUAUAUUUUACACUAGCAUAUAAACAAUCCUUGUCCUAGCUAUUUCCAACUCUGUUUUUCACAAGCUUUGAAUUUUCAAGUUGAUGCAAAGCAAUACUGUAAAAAUUAUCACUUCCCCCUUCUUUUAACCCUCAUAAACCACCACAUUUUAAAGCAUACUUUCUCUACUUUUAUUAACUUAGUUUUUCUGGCACUCCAGAAAAAUCCCCCUAGAAUAUGCAAUGUACUUCCAAAAAUACAUAAUUCGUUUCUGCUUAGAUGAACUAGCCCACUUCUCAACAAGAAAACUCAGCAAAGAUAACAGCUGCAGUUCUGAAAUUUCUUCCAGUAAAUGCUGAGAAUCCCCAGAACUACAACUAUUCGCUGCCAGUUUUUGUCUGUGGAGAGGUGGUGAUAGAAAUUCCCAUAAUCAUAAUUUCAGGACUUUGCAAUGUAGAUUUUGAAGGGGUAUAUACUAUCAGGCUCAGGGUGCAAUUUGACACAAACAGUGCAUUCACACAAGCUUGGCACACUCUUUAUGGGGCAUUUAUGCAUAAACCAAUAGCCAGGGUCGAUUUGAUUUAAAUCAAAUUGAUUUGAAUCACGAUUUAAAUCACUAGUCAGUAAGACUUGAUUUAAUUCUUUUUUUUUGUUUUACAGAAAGACUCAUUCUUGCCGGUAUAAUCUUAAUAUUUACAAAUGAGAAGAAGGGCCUGGAACUCUUAUUAGUUGACUGGCAAGCACUUCAAGGUCUUGCCAAGGACUUACAGAUCCCAGUUACUAUUUCCACACACACCCCUAUUUGAAUUUGCUUCUACGUUCAGGUGCCUAUUCUGUACAGUUAAGUGUUAGUGCAUUUGUUGGAACCCAGUGGGAUUGGGAAGAGGUUGCCAGCCCUGAAGUGCCUUCAGCACUUGCCUCAAGUCUGAGUUGCACAGACAUGCAACUGACUCACACAAUUAUUACACAAAGAUCCCAAGAAUUGUGGAGUAUUCCGCUCACAAGGUUGCGCUUUCAUUUUUACUGCUUCAUACUUAGCUACUUGUGCAGAUCUGUUCCACUCCAAACAAUCUGUUCAUUGAACCUCUUGGAACUUAGUGUUUAAGAGGGGCUGAUUCUGUGUACAGUGGUGCCUCGCAAGACGAAAUUAAUCCGUUCCGCGAGUCUCUUCGUCUAGCGGUUUUUUCGUCUUGCGAAGCAACCCUAUUAGCGGCUUAGCGGAUUAGCGCUAUUAGCGGUUUAGCGGCUAUUAAAGGCUUAUCGGCUUAUCGGCUUAGCUGCUAAAAGGCUAUUAGCGGCUUAGCGGCUUAGAAAAAGGGGGGGGAAGCGGAAAAAAAUCUCAAGACUCGCAAGACAUUUUUGUCUUGCGAAGCAAGCCCAUAGGGAAAUUCGUCCUGCGAAGCAACUCAAAAACGGAAAACCCUUUCGUCUAGCGGGUUUUCCGUCUUGCGAAGCAUUCGUCUUGUGGGGCACCACUGUAUAUAAAUUUGCAGCGGAACAAUGGGAUUAAGGUCCCCCCCCCGCUCAACUCUGUGUAUGUUUAUUUUACAACAUUAUUCCUGUGAAGAAAAGGCAUGUUAUCUCUGCAGACACAAAUUCACACUUUUGAAAACUGCAAAAACAAGCAUCUGUGAUAAUAGCUUCUUGUUAGAAAAACUACCCCAAAUAAUCUUACAGAAACCUCUGGAAGAGCGUGACAUUGUGAAUGGAUUAAUGGAAUUCAUUUACCAAAAAAUUAAAACAUUGCAUAUAAAGCCUCAUGCAACAUUUGAAAACAAAUCCUUAUUUCCUGAAGGACUAUAAUGUAAGUUAAAUAGAAAACUAUCUUUAGAAAGAUUUUUCCUCCGAAAGCAUUUUAUUUUUAAAAAUCCAAUUUAAAUUUUAAAAAAAUCCAUUUUUUUAUUUUAAAAAAUCAUUUAUUUUUAUCCACCCUGCCAAUGGCUCUACUUCAGGCUUCCUCAAACUCGGCCCUCCGGAUGCUUUUGGCCUUCAACUCCCAUGAUCCCUAGCUAGCAGGACCAGUGGUCGGGGAUGAUGGGAAUUGUAGUUUCAAAACAUCUGGAGGGUCGAGUUUGAGGAAGCCUGCUCUACAUGCUGAUGUGAAAAGUAGGUUUGAGAUGAAGAAAAACAGUUGUGGCAGUAAAUUAACUUUUCUCUCCUCUGGAUCCACCAGUAGAUGAGUCAUAAGGAUAACUUUUAAGUGAGAUUUCCAGUCUGUUCUUUGCUAAUUUUUUAAAAGACAAAUGGUUGACAUCACCACAAAUUACAUCGUAUUUACCUGGGAUGUUCUCCCCAAGGUCAUUCCGGUAGUAAAGCUUAUUUCUCUCUCCCACGGCUAACUUGUUCUCCCACUUCUGCCUUAGCGGAAGCAAAAGUAAACAGCUUGUAGGUAGUUUUGAAAUUAUGCAAAUCAAGGGAAGUUGUUUGGAAUUCCUUAGGUUUCCCUUGUUCUGUUAAUUCUUUGAACAAGGAGUAAAUGUUUAAAAGCAGAACACUCACCAUUUGUUCCACUGCUCAUCUUUGUUGCAUUUGUAGUUUCUUUUUGAUCUUGGGUAUGCUAAGACUGCUAACUGGGGAGUGGGAUGGGGGUCCUAACCAUUCUAGCCUUCAUAUGCUGGUGGGAGUUAAUAAAUUUCCUGCUUUCAGUCACUUGAUUAUUAAGUUCAUGAUUGUCACACUUUAUGGUUUUCAUUUUUUUGUUUUAUCUUUCAGAAUGCGGCUGGCAAGUUAAAGCAAAUGAUUGUGCCUUCUAUGAACAGCCCCAAUUUAUGAAAACGGCUUAUCUGUGCCUUAAGAAAAGUAAAUAUGCAGUAAGUGGAUUUAAAAUCAUGGUGUUGAAGGGGACCUUCACCUAGUCCAGGGAUCAACUAGUCGUGGUUCAUUGGUUUUCAUUACUGGAGUACAAAUCCCAUCAUCCCUAAGCAUUGGCCCUAGAUAGGACUGAUGGGAGUUGGAGUCUAGAGAACCACAAGUUUCUUAUCCUUCAUCCAUUCUAAUUCAACACCUGACCUGGAGGAAAAAGUUCCUGCAGGUUUCUUUGUGUUUUUUUUAAUGCCUCGUUUUAUCACUCUUUAAAGCACAGCACCAAACUCUUCGAUAACAUGAAAUGGGUUACACCAGGGGUCUGCAAACUUUUUCAGCAGGGGGCCGGUCCACUGUCCCUCAGACCUUGUGGGGGGCUGGACCAUAUUUUUUGGGGGGAAAUGAAUCAAUUACUAUGUCCCACAAAUAACCCAGAGAUGCAUUUUAAAUAAAAGGACACAUUCUACUCAUGUAAAAACACGCUGAUUCCCAGACCAUCUGCGGGCCGGAUUUAGAAGGCGAUUGGGCCAGAUCCGGCCCCCGGGCCUUAGUUUGCCUACCCACGGGUUACACCUUUUCACAGUACAUGAACACCCCAUAUCCAUUUCAUAUGACUUGUUCAAGGUGGUUACUAGUGGGAAAACUAUAAUGCACUUGCCUAACUGAAGGAUGAUUUCACUAAAUGAUAACGUUUCACAUGAAAUGCUACCUUGUUAGUAUAUUUAAUGCUUUUUCUGUAAUAUGCUUCUUUGUCUUCUUCCACAGGGGAAUGCAAUCAAAACCUACAAGUAUAAUCCCAUUACCUUCUUGCCACUGAAUUUAUUUGAGCAGUUUAAAAGGGUCGCCAACUUCUAUUUCUUGGUUCUACUUAUUUUACAGGUAAAACAGGACUGUAUAAUUCAUUGUGGAGACUGGCUCACCCACCCCCACCCCUUUGUGCCCCAUUUAAAGCAGGUGUGUGAUGAAGUACAACUCUUCAUAGGUGGCAGAUCUUGGGGUCUCAAAUUUCAGCAGCACCCUGUGUGAUGUCAAAAUUCAGCACCCCUCCACCUAUCGCUCUUCAUUCUGAAUCGUAGUUAUGGUGCCCCCAGCGGUGACCCCAAGACCCAGUGCGACUGAACUGGUUGUUCUCCCCUAAAUCUGCCUUUCCUCCUGCAGCUGAGCCUAUUAAAACUGAAGGGUUGGGAAAGUCAGGUACCAUUAUCAGUAGGAAAUGGUCAAAGAGGAUAUCUGGGUUGAUUGAUUUUUAAAUUUAUUAUUUUAGUGCAUGAACGAUGGAGCAUGUAGGUGUUAGGGCUCAGAGAAUCACUCCACCCUGACUUGAGAGAACAAUGGCUCUCCAGCUUUCAACUUUUAAAGUCCUCCUCCCUGCGUAACUGCAAUUCCAUUCAUUCCUGGAGGAUCAGCUGUGGUGCUGGAACUGGUUUUGAGCUUAACGUGUAGAUGCAAGCUUGUCUCGGUUAACAGCAUGCUCUGCUCUCUCAUUACACCUGCCUGUUUACUUGCUAGUGCAGCUCUUCUUCUGACCAUUGCUGCCUUUCCAAACGUACCUUAGUGGAGGUUGGGGGGGGGGACAGGACUCCCCAUGGUGCCAGGCAAGGAGAGUUAACAGUUCAAAGGUAUUUACUGUGUGAAAAUUUGUACUGUAUAUUGAAAGCCAUGUGGUCUACUACUGAGAUAUGGCGUCUACAGAUGUGUAAAACACCUUGGACGUAAAUGCAGGGUAGUAGGUUUUUUUUUUUUUUUAAUUUCAAAAAUAAUAAAUACCGUAUUUUUUGCACCAUAGCACUCACUUUUUUCCUCCUAGAAAGUAAGGGGAAAUGUCUGUGCGUGUUAUGGAGCGAAUGCCUGCAGGUGGCGGAGGGGAUCUGCUGCAGUCGUGAGCAGAGGAUCCAUGGUUCCCCUUCCUUCCCUCCUCCGUGGCUCGCUUUGAAACAGCAAAGCGGGAGAAGAGCCGCGGAGUGGGGAGGAGAGAGGGACAGAGAGCCUGCUUCUUUAAAGGAGCAAAGCGGGAGGGGAGAGGAGCCUUCUCCUCUUAUACCCCUCUUCUUCAUUAUUAGCAGCAUCCUUCUCCACCCACCCCACGUGUGUUCCUUGUCCCUUGAGUGCUUUCCCUUCCUUCCCCACUUAAAACGUGGUUACAAAGCAUGGAUCCACAUGGAUCCUCAGGAUUUUUGCACUGGGUCACCCCAAAUUCACCAUCAGAUCACCUAGCAUGUCCAUGGCUACAUCUUGCACCAAAAAAAUCAUGCACCCACUGUUGCCUGGGGCCACAGUGGUGCAAAAACAUGGUUACAAAGCAUGGAUCCACAUGGAUCCUCAGGAUUUUGCACUGGGCUAUUCCAAACUCACUGUCAGAUCACAUGUCCGUGGCCACAGCAUGAACCACAAAAAUCAUAUAUCCACUGUUUCGUUUAGAAUAUUUUUUUCCUUGUUUUCUUCCUCUAAAAACUACGUGCGUGUUAUGGUCUGGUGUGUGUUAUAGAGCGAAAAAUACGGUACAUACAUAAAUAUUCCAUUUUUUCCCCCUUGCAGUGCAUUCCUCAGAUAACCACCCUCUCAUGGUAUACAACUCUGAUACCUUUACUCUUGGUUCUCGGCAUCACUGCGAUAAAAGACCUAGUGGAUGAUAUUGUAAGCAUUGUUUUAUUUAUGUAUUCUUCCUCUUUUUACAUUUCAGGGUGUUUCUCUCCCCCCUCCCCCGCAUUAUAUUGGGGUAGUUAAAAUAAUUGUCACAAUAAACCUUCCUGAACCAAAGAACAAAAAGGGUGAAUGACAAAUUAUAAUUGUAACAACAGGUCAAUUGGUGACCUGCAACAAAUAAAUAGAAGAGAGAAUUGUGUUUUAUGCCAGCCCAAAGAAUGAAUCUGCGAAACCUUUGUUCCUAGCAUGAUUAUUCACCGCAAUUGGGGCUUCCCAUUCUUUGCCUUCUGACCUAUCAAGGAAUGUACAAAGUUUAAUUUUGUUCAUUCAAAAUAGAAAUGACGAUUACUGCUAUUACUGUUUCUUAAGUUUAGUAGCCACUUUACACAAACAUCUCCAAAAAAAAAAAAAAAGGUCUUACAAAUAAUAGUAACAUGUGCAUUAAUUGAAAGCAAAGCAGGAGGAGAUCAUAGAAUCAUAGAACUGUAGAGUUGGAAGGGACCCUGAGGAUCAUCUAGUCCAACCCCCUGCAAUGCAGGAAUAUGCAGCUGGCCCAUACAGGGAUCGAACCUGCAACCUUGAUGUUAUCAGCACCAUGGUCUAACCAACUGAGCUAUCCAGGCUCAACCAUAUGAACAACCCAUUCCCUGUCCACCACAGAUAGCAAAGCAAAAACAAACACCACUCAGUUUCCUGGGAGAAGAUAAACUUAUUUGGCUAAAGAUGUCAGUGUUGGUGCCAGGCGAGGCUCCCUGGGGGAGAGAAUUCUGUAGACGAGGGGGGAGGACACAAGCCCAUUCCCUUGUUGCCAUCCCCUGGAUAGUUCCUAGGGGUGUGGGAAAUAGAGAAGGCCUCUGGUGCUGGGACAUGGGAACAUUCAAUUAGAAGAUGAUGUUCUGUAAGGUAUUGGGGUUCUAAGCACACACGCCUUCAUUCCAACUCCAUUCAUUCUUCUGGGCUUAAGGAGCUGUGCUGAAGGAGUCAUAUAAGUUGCCCAGCUGUGCUUUAAGACAACAGCAACAACGAUAUAGGUUCUUUUAAUCUCUUUCCCUUCUUCUUCCUUUUUCUUAGGCUCGGCAUCGGAUGGACAAUGAAAUUAACAACCGCACAUGUGAUGUAAUCAAGGAUGGCAGGUAUGGUUCUAUAGGUGUCACCUUAACUAUUGUCUGUCCGAACAGCCAUCACUCUGCACUAAUCAUACAUGUUUCAAAAAGGUUUUCUGUGGAAAGUUAGCAUGGCUGUUUUUAAUAAUUUUCUGCACAGCCAGAAACUGAGAGGGUUGAAAUAUUAUUAGUUAAUAUUACCUAGUAGAAAUGACAUAUAUUCCUUGAGAGCAUUCAGCCUUUUUCCUAAAUAUUAUCCAGUUCACUUUUUAAAUAUAUAUAUAUAUAUUAUUUCUCUCUACUUAAGGUUUGAAAAUACAAAAUGGAAGGACAUCAAAGUUGGUGAUAUCAUCCGUCUUAGGAAAAAUGCCUUUAUUCCUGUAAGUGAAAUGCGCUCUCUCUCUGUGUGUGUGUGUGUGUGUGUGUGUGUGUGUGUGUGAGAGAGAGAGAGAGAUUUUUUUUUGCAGUGUGACGGCAGUAUCAUUCACAUGCAUUUAAUUUGCUUUAUUCUUUAUUUAAUCAGGCUGAUAUCCUGCUGCUGUCCACUUCAGAACCUAAUAGCCUUUGCUAUGUAGAGACAGCUGAACUAGAUGGGUAAGGGUUCUUUCUCCUAACGUUUACCUCCCCAUAAUAUUAAAAAGUUACUCUUCUUUGUAGUCUUAGCCUUAGCCAUGCUAAAUUCCCAGUCAACAUGUGGUUUUUUUGGUGCUAUGUUUUAAAACUUGCUCUGUCCAUUUUAAGGUUGCGUGGAUUCAGAAAAGCACAUUUUGACCCAACGUGCAUAGGAUAAGGAAAUACUGCUCUUAAACAUAAUUAGGUUGUACAGUGGUACUUUGGUUCUUGAACUUAAUCCAUUCCGGGAGUCUGUUUGACUCCCAAAACCAUUUGAAAACCAAGGCGUGGCUUCCAAUUGGCUGCAUGACUUUCCUGCACUCAAGCAGAAGCCACGUUGGAUGUUCGACUUCCAAAAAGCAUUUGCAAACUGGAACACUUACUUUUGGGUUUGCGGCGGUCCUUCAGCAUUUGCAGGAAGACUUGCCUAUAGAGAGAGAAAUUAGCCUGAAUGAUAAGGGGCUUACACAGAGACAGGUGCAGCCAUUUCUGUGGUCCUGGCUUCAUACAGCCAUUUCCCCCCCGAUCUUCUGCUUCUGUAAUCAUGGUGCAAUGCAUAUUCUCCCGUUGUGAUCAAAGAAAUGAAGAAAAGGCCUGCUUGCAUGUCUAAGCAGGCUCCAGGUAGCUUCCCCAAGCGGUGCUUAAUAAAAUCUAUGUGCAACAAAUGUGUUAGGAAAACCUGUUCAGCCUUGUUGGGAUUAACAUUUUAUAGCACCAUCAUCUGAUUGACCCAAAUGGACAUGCACCACUGUGUACUCUUAUACUUCAGUAGCAAAGAACACCGUGUGACAAAGCACAUCUUGUUGCUCAUACCCUUGUUGCUCUCUUUGGAGCCCUAGGGGUUUUGUUUGCUUUGUGUGUUGUUCAGCUGAUGUUUUGUUAGAAACCCACAGAACAGUAGAACCGAAAGCUAAGCUAAGGUUCCUUUAAAAUUUCUAAUGGCCCAUUGUCCCUAUAGAAUUUGCAACAUUACAACUUUGCAUUUCCCUCCUGUGCUUCAGUGAAACCAACUUGAAGUUCAAGAUGUCUCUGGAGGUGACUGACAGAUACCUUCACCAAGAGGGCGCCUUGGCAGCAUUUGAUGGUUUGUACAAACGUGCAUUUCUUCUUAAUUACAUAUGAAUAUGUAACUACCAGACUUUUAGAAGACAUCUUAUGCCAUGUCAAGACACUGGACCAACUAAUGCAGGAUGGUCCAGCAGCAGGUCUGCAGGUUUGCAGACGGAGACUUUCCCAGCUAGUGAUUUCAACUGAGAACUGUGCACGCAAAAGCCGUGCUUUACUAAUGAGCUACAGCUGCAAGUACCUAAUGCCACUGAAGUUACAAAAAGAGGGGAAAGCCAGUCUCUUUCAAAAACAAAAGCCUGGUUUGCACAACACUCUUUCCUGAUUGCUCUCCUGUGAGCGGUGAGGGAAGCAAGGUUGUGUCAUCUCUUCCUCCUUGUUCACCUGUGCUGUGCGCCUAUCCUAGGAGAUGACUGUUUCAGCAAAGGCUUUGCCACUUGCUGCCCCAAAUGCCUUCUCGGUAGUGGCACCCACCCUGUGGAAUGCCCUCCCACCAGAUGUCAAAGAGAUGAACAACUACCAGACUUUUAGAAGACAUCUGAAGGCAGCCCUCUUUAGGGAAGCUUUUAAUGUUUUACAGACUACUGUAUUUUAAUACUUGAUUGAAAGCCGCCCAGAGUGGCUGGGGAAACCCAGCCAGAUGGGCGGGGUAUUAAUCAUCAUCAUCAUCAUCACCAUCAUCAUCUCCCUUUAGUCAUAGUCAGCAGCACUAGGCUAGGUAGAUGAACAGUGUUAAGCUGAUGGCAGAGUCAUGUCUUCAUGGGGCCUGACUGCAGUGGGCCAUCACUUUAGAAGUCUCUUCCCAAGGGUAUAUGUUUGCACCUUUUCUACCGGUUUUCGAAAGAACACAAAAGCCUUAAGGGGGAGGGGGGAAGCAUCUAGUCAGCUUUUGAAAAAGUUUGGGUCUGUUUUUAUUCCGCUGACACUGUUUUCAAUUGCUGUUGCUGUUAUAUUUUUAGACAUUUUGUGUUUAUACUAUGGUUUUUAUGGCUUGGACUGUUUUGUGUUUUAAUAUGUGGUGAGCCACUUUGAAGCAGGUCGCCCUGAAAGGUGACCUAUAAAUAAGCAACAGGAUGUGCACAAGACGGUACAAGUUGGUUUGGCACCCAAUUCAGCACUUUGGAAAACAGCUGAUCUCAGUCUGAGUUGGCUCAUAGGCCAGUGAUGGCCAAACUUGGCCCUCCAGCUGUUUUGGGACUACAGUUCCCAUCACCCUUGACCACUGGUUCUGUUAGCUAGGGAUGAUGGGAGUUAUAGUCCCAAAACAGCUGGAGGGCCAGGUUUGGCCAUCACUGUCAUAGGCUGCCCAAUUUGGCUUGUGUCUGGCUAAUUUCCACCCCAUUCAUGGUUGGGAAACUAAACAAUUGCAAUAACAUUCCCCCCUUUUUGACAGAAGUGGAUGACAUCUGCAGACGUAGUUCUCUUCUCACUGGAUGCAGCCUGCUAAAUUCCAGGCAAAUAGGGGCAGAGGAUUUUGUUCUGGACACUCCCAAAAUGUGUUGUUUUUCCUCCCAAACAGGAACUACCUGUGUUUUUUUUAUUAUUAUCGGAAAUAAUUGGGUGAAAUUUUCAGGCAAGAUUGCCCCUUCUGAAGGCAUGAAUCCUGACAAAUUUCAGAGCUAUAUCUGUAGUAGUUUUCACACAAGGGUAGUCAUUUGGUGUUGUGGGUAUUUUUUGAGGGGGAGGCAGAAAAGGGUUCGCUUAAAUGACCCCAGUGUUUUGAGAUCUGAAAAUUGCAGGUAUGGGGGGGGGUCCCCUGAGUAAGAAAGCUUUUCUGUUAGGCACCUUAAUGCUUGUUGAGCAUUUCAAAUAAUUCCCUCUUAUUGACAUGUCGGUCACGAUGAAGCUCUCCAAUGAUUACGGACUCCAACUCCCAUCAUUCCCAACCAGCAUGGUGAAUGGUCAAGGAUGAUGUGAAUUGUAGUCCUGCAACAUCUGGAGGGCCACAGAUCCCCAUAUUUGCCAUUGCUUGUGAUUACUCCAUAGUUUCCAUUUAUCUCCUGUGUAGAACCACUUCUAGCAUCUGAUCACAUUCCAGUCAGAUACAGAUGCAUAUUUUUUUGCUAUAUAACAUGCUCAUCCAAAUCUCCUCAAUAGUUACUGAGAGGUCUCCUUAAAUUGUCUUACUAUAAAUGUAUUGCAGACUUAUCCAUUGUAGGCUAAAAGGGAACUGCAAUCAGUGAGUUUCCUUUUUUCUUGAUGAUUGAUCUGCUUCCUCCUUUGUGCCUGUAUGUUUUUUACUUCGCUUCCAAAUGCUGUCUUAACCUCAUCCCCUGAAACAUUUCUGCCACAGAGACCAAGUCUACAAGUGGUACAUAACUAUAUGUAAAAACUGCAGUGCAUUUCUGCCCCAGUUGACGCAGUAGGAAGCUAAGGGGUGUUGUUCCUUCAAACAUCUCCUUUUAAAUAUUGUACUUUUGCAGAAUUCAUUGCUUAAUAUUUAAAGGCUUACCGUGAAAAUGUUUUAAUACAUUCUUGUGACGUGGUGUUUUUUCCCCUCUCCUCAUUCUUUUUUUGAACUACCACACCAGGUUUGAUAGAAUGCGAAGAGCCCAACAACCGACUCGAUAAAUUCACAGGGACUUUGAAGUGGAAAGGAAAAAGCUAUGCUUUGGAUGCUGAUAAAAUCUUGUUGCGUGGCUGCAAAAUCCGGAACACUGACGUUUGUCAUGGGCUUGUCAUAUUUGCAGGUAUCUGUUUUGGAAAUGGAAUGCUGCUGCCUGUUUAAAUUAGAGCUGGACCAAUGCAAUAACCCCAGCUUUUUUCUUUUUUUAUUAAUUAUUUCAUGCGGUUGGGGUGUAAUUGUUGACAUUGAUUGGCAGGGCUGAAUGUAGGAGUCUUUCUUAGCCCAGCCUGGAGUUGUUGGAGGCUGAGCCCAAAACCCUCUCCUUCACCUAAUGCCAUACCCUCCAAUAUGUUGAGUCCCCAAACUGAGACAUGCUCCCACACGAGUCAUGUGACCUGUGAGGGAUCAUGGAGACCCAAAAAUGUGUUUUGGGGUGCUGCGUGAGAUCGCUGCUCCAAAAAAGUGGGGUUUUCUUGGGGGGGGGGCGAGAUCUUGGCAAGAAGUCAUGUGAGAUCAUGGCACCCAAAAUGGCUGCUGAGAUCUUAUGUGGGGGGGAAAUGGGAUGUCCCGGUUUUUCUGGGACACUUGUAGGGUAUAUAAUGCCCCAUCCACAGAUUGAUUCAGACAGGGAUGAAAUUAUUUGGGGAAGGGAGGUCUUUUUACCUUAACACAAGGUAGUGAUUGUUUUUUUUUAAAAUAAAAUACAAAAGGCUUAUUGAAGCUUGCAUCUUUCCCAUGGGGCAUUCUGCUUUAGACUGGAAUGCCCAUAGGUUCUUGUGAGAAGCCAAACUAAUGGAAGCAUCAGUAAGGUCUUUUUUAAAAAAACUAAGAAAAGGAAAUUACUUGCAUAUUCAUGCAAAGAGACACCCCAAAAUGUCUUAAAAUCCUCCCCACACCUCUAUAUAAGUCACACAAUACGCACUUUUGCACGAGAGGAAUAUUCCUAUGACAGUGUAUUGUGCCUGGGAUAUUCAGCUUACUGUUUUCAGCAACAGAAAUAGCAGCUUUAAAAAAUAAAUCAUUUGUUAGAGUUGCCACUAUAUUAACAACACAAGUAUAUACAUUUCUGCUUAGAAGUAAGACUCAUUGUGUUCAAUGGAUCCUACUCCCUCACCUAAAUCUAUGACAGAUAAUCAAAUGUACUUAUAUUAUUUAAAAUUAUUCAUGUUCAUAGUUGUCUUUAGCCGUUAAGAAAGCAGUUUUAAAGUAUUCAUAUUUGUUUAAAAUUCAGUGACAUUUACACUGCAGUUUUUAAUAUGAUUUUAGGAGCAGACACAAAAAUAAUGAAAAACAGUGGGAAAACACGGUUUAAAAGGACUAAAAUUGACUCCCUUAUGAAUUACAUGGUUUAUACGGUAAGAAGUUUUGUGUUUACUUUUUGCUUUUAGAGCUUACGGGAGCUGUAGCGCUUUACUGAUCGCUAGCUUGCAGCUCUGUGCAAAUUAAAUAUUUAUUUUGCUUAUUGACAGAGUCAUUUGUGUACCUAGCACAGGCUCUGCAAAGGCUUCCUGCUUGCUUCCAUACUGAAGUUUGUGUGGGUGGAUGGUUUUCUGUGAGUGAGGCAGGUAGAGAGAGGCCAGGACUUGCAAACACAUAGAAGUGUCAUGCAGAGAUCUGCAGGUUUGGCUUUCCCAUUUGGCAACUCUUAAGCGUUUCACCUUAUGUGCUUUGUUAGGGUCACGGCCGGCAUUUAAAAAAAACACCUUACCUGGAGAAACAGGUUUUGCCACAGAUACUUGCUGCUGGCUAUAUCCAAACUAUAGUUCUGCAGCGUGGGCAGCUUUUAAAGAUGGUUUGGAAGCUCCGGUUGGUGCAUAGCUGUCAACUGUCCCUUAUUUGGUGGAAAAGUCCCUUAUCCCAGCGCUGUGUCCCGCUGCUGUCCCUUAUUGAUGAUGUCCCUUAAAUUUCCCAGGUUUCAAAGGAAGCAGCUCCUCUCCUUCCCUCCCUGUCGGCCAGGGAGGAGGGAGGCUCCAACUGUGUUGCUUGGCUGCGUUGCUCACCCAAUAAGGAGUCUAAGAACGACUGGGGGGUGGAGCUUGCAUGCCUUGUGCCGAUCAAAUUGGCCGCGUUGCCUGGGGACUCACCUUUGCUCAGCGCUUCCCAGCAGAGAGGUGACGGUGGUUUUCCUUGCUGCAUCCCCUUUGCCGGGUUGCUGCGCUGUGGGAACCAUCGCUUGAGGCUUCGUUUGGCUGCUGGCUGGGUUUUCUGCCUUUGGCUCGGAAGGGCUCAGAAGUUGAACAUACCUGUGUUCGGAAAAUCCCUUAUUUUGGCUGCUGAUCCCUUAUUUUCAAAUCUGUAAGUUGACAGCUAUGGGUUGGUGCGGAGCUGUAUUCGCCAACCUGGUGCCCUCCAGAUGUUGUUGGACUGCAGUUCUCAUCAAGCCCCGUUCAGAAUAGCCAAUGGUAAAAGACAAUGCAGAUUAUAAACUAGCAACAUCUAGUGCGCACCGAUCUCUCUCGCUCUCCUGGCUUCAGGGAUAGCCACGCAAAGCCUCCAGAGUGCAGCGGGAGCGCUCCUAUUGCUGUGCUCCGGAGGCUUUCCGUUGCUUUUGCUGAAGCCAGGAGAGCGAGAGGAAUCGGUGCGCAGCGAUCCCUCUUGCUGUUCUGACUUCGCUUCGCUGGAGAGGCACUGCACAGAGAGGGAGAGAAUAUAUAUUUUUUCUUGUUCUCCUCCUCUAAAACUAGGUGCGUCUUAUGGUCGGGUGCGUCUUAUAGAGCGAAAAAUACGGUAUCUUUAAAGACCUAAGCAGUUUGAUGCAUAUGGCCCCUACACUGAUGGUUCCUAAAGGGGUCUUAAAGACUUUUUUUGUUUCAUUCCACGUUGCUUAUAAUUGGCAUUUAUGUCAGUACUUUUCUGCUUCUGGUCUCCCGAUGCACUAUUUUUUGCUGUUUUGUCCGCUUUUAUAUGUGUCAUAGUCUGGGCUGUUGAUAUUGAUUUAUCAGGUGCUCUGAUGCUUCUUAGCUUGGCUGCAUUCACAUGUAACACUGGCCAUAAAUCACAAUUAGAAAAAUUAACCAGUGCCUGAGCUGCGUGCUUCGCUUUAUACCUGCCCCCUCCUCUCAAGGAAGGCAGAAGCAAGCUAUGGGGUGGCUGGUUUAGCAUUAUGCAGUGAUUUUUUUCCUAAAAAUAAAUAAAUGUUUAGGGGUACUCUCAUUUUCCUACUCAAAUUGAAAUACUGCCCCUCAAUGAGGCCAAACUUAGAUUCACAAAAUGUUUAGGGGUAUGUGUAGCCCUGUGUCCCCCCAGAAAAAAAGCACUGGCAUUGGGACGCGGGUGGCGCUGUGGGUUAAACCACAGAGCCUAGGACUUGCCGAUCAGAAGGUCAGUGGUUCGAAUCCCCGCAACGGGGUGAGCUCCUGUUGCUCGGUCCCUGCUCCUGCCAACCUAGCAGUUCGAAAGCACGUCAAAGUGCAAGUAGAUCAAUAGGUACCGCUCCGGUGGGAAGGUAAAUGGCGUUUCCAUGCACUGCUCUGGUUCGCCAGAAGCGGCUUAGUCAUGCUGGCCACAUGACUUGGAAGCCAUACGCCGGCUCCCUCGGCCAAUAAAGCGAGACCUUUUCUUGUUUCAGUGGACCUAUCCAGACACAAGAUUUGGGUACAACCGUUUUUAAACUUGUUUUAAUACUUUAAUGGCUGUUUUUUUAAAAAAAUGCUUCAGGUUUUUUUUUUAAUUGCUUUGCUUUACUUUCAGAGUGGAUCUACACAUAGGAAAAAUGCUAUAAAUAAGUUAGAAAUUAAGUUAUAACAAAAGAAAAAAAAAUGCUAUGUGGAAAUCACAAAGAAAUUUUUUUUGCUCUCUGGCGCCAUCUGGUGCUGCAUGUUUAUAACAUUGUUUUUUGACCAAUGUAGCUGAGUCCUCAAGGGUACUGUUUUAUCACACAUGGGUUCGCCGCCCGGGAUUCCUUUGGGAGGAAGGGUGGAGUGUAAAUGUAAUAAAAUAAUUGCUGAAUGGUUUUUGAGGCUUUUUUUAAAGAAAAAAACAAGUCGAAAGCCACUUUGAGAGCAGCAACCUUGGUAGCCUAUACGUAACAGAAAAUAAAAGAAUUCUGCUGCAUCUGUCAGUGAUUCCUGUUUCUAUUCUUUUCAAGUAUCAGUGAGUUGAUGGCUAAUUCUUCUUCAUGGCAGUUAGUCUGGGAAGCAGGAAAGGAUUAAAACAUGCAUGAGCUUCAGCUAACCUUUUACAAAGCUUUGUCGCCUUAAUGUUUUUUCCUCCAGAUUUUCGUUUUGCUCAUCUUAGCGUCAGCUGGCCUGGCUAUUGGGCACACCUAUUGGGAACAGCAGAUUGGCAAUUCUUCUUGGUACCUCUAUGACGGAAAGGAUGAGACCCCUGCUACCAGAGGCUUCUUUAACUUUUGGGGUUACAUCAUUGUCCUUAACACCAUGGUCCCAAUUUCCCUCUACGUGAGGUAACAAAUAUAUGUAACUUCACUGCAGUUCUGCAUGCAAGCAUUGAAAUUGUUAUAGGUUAAUGAAAUCUCAGUCUGUCCAAGAAAUUUCCUACAUAAAUAGUUUCUCCCGCAGACUAUGGGUUCUUCCAAAUGGCCAUUUAUUGACCAUUAACCCUGAUUUGUUUAUUCAACCUGUGUGUGGAGAUUAUAUUAUGUCAUUGCUGAGAUUUUGUUCAAAUUAGUUUGCAUAGAGAUUAUACAGUGGUACCUUGGUUUUGAAACUUAAUCCGUUCCAGAAGUCCGUUCCAAAACCAAAACGUUCCAAAACCAAGGUGCACUUUCCCAUAGAAAGUAAUGCAAAAUGGAUUAAUUUGUUCCAGACUUUUAAAAACAACCCCUAAAACAGGAAUUUAACAUGAAUUUUACCCUCUAACAAGACCAUUGUUCCAUAAAAUGAAAGCAAUAAACAAUGUACUGCAGUCACACAAUCAAUCAAUCAGUAGCUGAACUGGGUUCCACACAGUUACAAAAACAAAAAGAGCCACAAAAACAAAAACACAAAAUAAAUAGCAAAAAGACAUACCUCAGCAUCACACUCAAAAUGGAAGUGUGCUAUUCAGAACAGAAGCGUAACACUCAAAAUGGAGUACGUUUGGCUUCCAAAAGAAGUUCGCAACCCGAACACUUACUUCCGGGUUUGCCGGGUUUGGGUUCCAAGUUGUUUGAGUACCAAGGUGUUUGAGAACCAAGGUACCACUGUAUAAUAUUGCCCGAUGUCACCAUUAUCCCACAAUUCCUAAUGCAUUUCUUCAUCACUUUUCCUACUACAAAAAUAAAUUAUUUUUGGCGAAGUGGUUUUUUUAAAUCCAAGAGCAGAAGAGCACUAAAUCCACUUCAAUUCUGUAACCUAAAAUUGUGGGUAUACUACAGAAUCAUACCCAUAAAAGGUAUGACAGUUUGGAAGCAGUGCAAGGUUGCAACAAUAUCUGUUUGUUUUUCUUGUAAGUGUAAACAUGAUUCAGAUAUUCCCCCCUGACAAUCCUGCCCCUUUUUACAAAUACCUUCUUCAAAUAAGUCAAUGCUAUCAGUUAGUGAGCAUACAAGAAGCUGAUCUGAACAGCCUCCCUAGAUUUAACAGUUAAGAAUCUUGCAUGGUUUGCAGAACUCCAUAGUUUUGUUAAAUGCCCUGCUUUUGUACAUUGAAGAUCUCGAAGCAAGGAUAAUCAUCACUGUUAUAUCUUACUCCCUCAGUGUUGAAGUGAUCCGUUUGGGCCAAAGCUACUUCAUCAACUGGGACUUGCAAAUGUAUUACCCAGAGAAGGAUACAGCGGCAAGAGCCAGGACAACUACUUUGAAUGAACAGCUUGGACAGAUCCACUACAUCUUCUCAGAUAAGACGGGCACACUGACGCAGAACAUAAUGGCAUUCAAAAAGUGUUGCAUAAAUGGACAGUCCUAUGGUAAGUCUAAGCAUCACUGGAGUUUCCCAAAGAAAUUGGUUGGAUGCCACGGAAAUAUUAGCAGGAGGAAGUGCUCCUUCACUUACUAUCAAAAAUUAUAGAAUUCACCACUGCAGAAUAUUGUUCCGUAUCCUAUGUUUGCCAUACUUGGAGGCAAACACAUUGAAAUUAGUGGGCGCUACUAACUUAAGUGUAUUUAUUUAACGAUUUGUUUAUUGCUUAACCGUGAACAAAACCUCUAAGUGGUUUGCCAAAAACGCAGAAUAAAUGCUAACAUUUUCCAUAAGAACAAAUGUUAAAAACAAGUUUAUUUUAAAAAUCAGAAUAAAUAAAAUAACCAUUUAAUUUUAGUUUACGGUGUAAACUUUUAAAUGUUAAAAUGCACAUCAGCUUUACAUGCCUGGGUGCAUUUGUCAAAGCAGAAAAGCUGUCAACAGGCAUGGAAGAUAUCAAUGGGCAGAGAGUUCCAUAGGAGCUGUCUCAUGAAAAAAAAAUGGCUCUUUGCGAGGUGCUUUAAUUUCAGUUCAUCUCCUCUGAGUAGCAUUUAGUUGGAUGCAAACCAUGGUGAUGGCCACCAGCUUUUAGAUGGCUUUAAGAGAUGAUUAAACAAAUAAAUAGAGGCUGAGCCGACCAAUAUCAUUGAGCACUGUGGCUAAUCAAACAUUCACAUGCCAGGACUGUGGAAAAGCAGAUCCUGGGAACAGGGAACCACCUGUUCUCUUCGUUUGCUGCUUGUAUGUUUCUUUACAGACACUGGCAGACUCCUGAAAACAAAUUUUGGUUGUAUCAAAUUUUGAUAUUUAUAUAUAUCUAUUUUCCUUGCAGGAACGUGCAGGGAUAAAACAGGCCAAGAACUGCAUCAUCCUGAGGUAGGUGACUUUCAGUAGCAAGCAAUACAUCCCUAAAAAGAGGCAGAGAUAUGACCCUUGGCCAACUCCAAAGAUAACUUUCUCUGAGGCUCCACCCCCAUCGUUCUGCCCGGACACUGAGGUCCAGCACUGUGGGCCUUCUGGUGGUUCCCUCACUGCGAGAAGUGAGGUUGCAGGGAACCAGGCAGAGGGCCUUCUUGGUAGUGGCACCUGCCCUGUGGAACGCCCUCUCAUCAGAUGUCAAAGAAAUAAACAACUACCUGACAUUUAGAAGACAUCUGAAGGCAGCCCUGUUUAGGGAAGUUUUUAAUGACUAAUGUUUUAAUGUAUUUUUAAUCUCUUGUUGGAAGCUGCCCAGAGUGGCUGGGGAAACCCAGCCAGAUGGGCGGGGUAUAAGAAAUUAUUAUUAUUAUUAUUAACCUCAGAUGGCCAGCCUGUGACAUAGAUGCCAGAAGCAUCAAAGGAAGCAGGAGUUUGUGAAACACCUGGGAGGUAGUUGGAGGGUCAGUGAGGCUGGCUACACAGCUCUUACUGUCAGAAAGUUUUUCCAAUUUUUUUUUUUAUGUUUUAUGGGGUACAGUUGGACUUACACCUGCUUCUCUACUGCUGACCUUUCUCAGUAAAGGUUAAGCUGCCCCAACUGUCCCAGGAUGUGGCCUACAUACUGUUUAUACUUUGAACUGGUUGUGCAUUGUCUGAAAGAUAGACUGUGUGCACUAACACAUUAUUCACAUUCCCUUCUUGUGUAGCAAGUUGACUUCAGCUGGAAUAUGUAUGCAGAUGGGAAGCUCACCUUUCAUGAUCAGUAUCUGAUCGAACAAAUUCGGUCUGGCAAGGAACCUGAAAUUCGACAGUUCUUCUUCCUGCUUGCAAUUUGCCACACAGUGAUGGUGGAUGCCUCUGAUGGUAAGUACUGCAUCCACAAAGAAUCCUCAUUUUAUAUACACUGAGCUGACCCAAUAUUCAUUGAAAUGGAAUGUUUAUAAGACAGCCUAGUUUAGAAUUCUACAUCUAUACAGCAAAAGCUGCACUUUCGUGCAUCAGGUGUUACUACGAAAUUGCAAACUGCUGGCAAAUACACGUACUAAUGAUGUUGCCAAGAAGCCCCUCAAGGCUUUUCAUCAUCCCUAAUAUCAUAACAGUCCCCUCUCCACACUCUAGUGAGGUUAUAUUUCGACUUAAUGAGAGCCAGCGUGGUGUAGUGGUUAAGAGCGGUAGUCUCGUAAUCUGGGGAACCGGGUUCGCGUCUCCGCUCCUCCACAUGCAGCUGCUGGGUGACCUUGGGCCAGUCACACUUCUCUGAAGUCUCUCAGCCCCACUCACCUCACGGAGUGUUUGUUGUGGGGGAGGAAGGGAAAGGAGAAUGUUAGCCGCUUUGAGACUCAUUCGGGUAGUGAUAAAGCGGGAUAUCAAAUCCAAACUCUUCUUAAUAAACUGGCAUGUGAAUGAGUCUUGCACCUGCACACAUCCUGCUUCCUCCCUCCUUUCUUGGAACAAUUAAUCCUGGAGGCCUAGAAUUAACCAGAGUUUGCUGUUCCGUCUGAACUGGGAAACAAUGGUUACCAGACUAAGGGAAAAGCCUUAUGCCAACCCCACAAAAAUGGUUCAAGGUCUGGCAUAUUCUGCGCCUGCUAACCGAAGUGUACAGGUUCAGAUGUAGUGGGAAACUGAUUAAUUGAGAACUUCCAGGGUUAUUGCAGCAUGUCAGGAAAGGAGGGGCUGGUGUGAGAACAGAACACAUGGGCAAGAGACUCACGCAUAUAUUAACUCACGCAAUUCUCCCAUCUAUGAAAGUUUUCUAAUUUUUUGUCUUAAUACUCUAGGUGAGCUCAGCUAUCAGGCGGCCUCCCCUGACGAAGGAGCAUUGGUAACUGCAGCCAGAAACUUUGGUUUUGCUUUCCUUUCACGGACACAGAAUACUAUUACAAUAAGUGAGAUGGGAACUGUGAAAACUUAUGAAGUUCUUGCCAUUUUGGACUUCAACAGCGAUAGAAAGAGGAUGUCCGUUAUCAGUGAGUAAGCUGCAAAAAAGAAAGAAAGAAAAAGGUUCAUAAAUCCUAAAACCAUGUGCUAGAAGGUCUCUCUGCUGGAGGUGGAAAAACACAUCAACUGUGCUCUCCGCCCUUUUUUUAAAGGAGCAAUAACGAAAGAAUUAAUGAAACCUCCUUACAUAAAUAAUUUGUAUACUUCCAGCAUAGCAGCAGACCAGCCCAUCAUCUUAGCUUUACAGCACUGAUGCCCUUCAGACUCCAGUCUUCAAACCAAUUUCCCACAAGUUUUCCCAAUACAGUCCUCCUCCUCUCGUUUUAGUCUAAGCAUGGAGGCAAUUUGGGAAAGGGCCAUAGCUCAGUGGUGAGGCAUCUGCUUUGCAUGCAGAAAGUCCCAGGUUCAGUCCUCAGCAUCUCUAGGUAGGGCUAGGAGAAACCCCCAUCCGAAAUCCUGCAGAGGGACUCAGUAUGAUCUGAUUCCUUAGGAAGCACUUCCCUGUGUUCCUUAAAGGGUCCAGCAUAGGCCACAUGAAGGGGGAAUGCAUUUUUCCUAUAACACUGUGUUUCUAAUCCAUCUGUUGCUUUUGUAGCAAGAGAACCAGAUGGCGCAAUCAAGCUUUAUUGUAAAGGAGCGGAUACAGUGAUAUAUGAACGGCUGCAUCCAAGGAAUCCUACGAAGCAUGCAACACAGGAAGCAUUGGAUGUAAGUUGGGUUCCGUAUGUUUCUGUUUUGCUUUGUUUGCCAUGUUCCUUUCCUUUCCUUUCCUUUUCGUAUUCCAUAAAGUUCAAACACUGCUGGAGUCAGGAAUAGGUUGGCAAUUAUAGAAUUAAAUUUUUUAAAUUAAUUUUUCAUUUAUGACUAUCCAGUGCAGGCCACAUUAACACAAUACCAAAUCAUCACAAAAGAGCCAAUUAAUCAGUUCUGAAUUAAACAUUUUUGGAUGGCUUCCCGUGUUCUGGCUAUCAGGAGUUGAUGUCAUUCCUUGGUCCUGCACCAGUUCUCUUAAGCAGUCCAAGUUCCACAAUUCCGAUCUUAAUCCUUUAGUUUUGCAGCCACUGAUGUAAUGACUUUCGAUCGUAUUUAGUGAAGGAAUAGGUCUGCAAUUGUAGAAGAGCAUGAGAAGAGCUCUGCUGGAUCAGGCCCGUGGCACACCUGAUCCAGCAUUCUGUUCUCAUAGCGGCCAGCCGGAUGCAUGUGGGAAGCCCGCAAGCAGGACUGUCCUGCUGUUUCCAACAACUGGCAUUCAGAAGCAUUUCUGCCUCCAGCCAGCCAUGCAGGCAGAGCAUAGCCAUUGUGGCUGGAAACCUUAUCAUCCAGGAGUGUGGAUUAGGUGACAGUUAUAGGUGUGACCCUCCAGAUGUUGUUGAACUCCAAUCCCCAUCAGUCCUAGCCACCAUGGCCAAUGGUUGGGGAUGAUGGGAGCUGUAGUCUAACACCAUCUGGUAGAAACAAAUGCUGACCACCCCCCAAAAAUUGGCGGACUUGCUGCAUUUGUUUCUACUUAGAUUUCUCUGCAUCUCUUUCAGUUAUUCCAAAAUGCCUUCCAUUUUAUUCACAAUCCCUGCUUGGCAGAGUGAUACCUGUCAAUCUGUUUUUGUCACAGAGAGCUUUCUCAGAUCAUAGAAUUGCAGGGUUGGAAUGCAAAUUCAGGACUCUCAACUAAAGCAUCCUCGACAGAUGGCCGUCCAACCUCGACUUUUAAAAACUGAGACAUUCUUGUUCCUUCCCCCUGGUAGAUCUUUGCAAAUGAAACCCUAAGAACGUUGUGCCUUUGCUACAAGGACAUUAGCGAAGAGGAGUACGAGGCGUGGAAUAAAAAAUUCAUGGCUGCUAGUGUUGCUACAAGAAACCGUGAUGAAGCUCUGGACAAGGUGUAUGAAGAAAUUGAAAGAAAUCUAAUUGUAAGUCUAUUGGGAGUGGCUGGGGAAGGGAGCUUUUGCUGUCUGCUUCCACACUUGACCUUGCAAUACUUCCUAGGAGGCUGUCAACUCAAACAGCAUUUUCUUAAAUGCACACGUGUUUUUCUGGGCCCCUCUCUCUUCACUGCUUGGAUGGCUACACGUUUAUUUUCCUUUGGCACCCACAUACAUGCAUCCUGACGCCUGAACAACUUCUCUGCAGUAGAGGAGCAAUGGAUCCAAACUACAAGAAAGAAGAUUCCACUUAAACAUUAGGAAGAACUUCCUGACAGUAAGAGCUGUUCGACAGUGGAAUUUGCUGCCAAGGAGUGUGGUGGAGUCUCCUUCUUUGGAGGUCUUUAAGCAGAGGCUUGACAACCAUAUGUCAGGAGUGCUCUUGGCAGGGGGUUGGACUCGAUGGCCCUUGUGGUCUCUUCCAACUCUAUGAUUCUAUGAUUCUAGGCUGCUUUGGCAUACUAAAAGUUGUUGUAAGUUGCUUUAGGAUGAUCUUUUCCAUGUGGAGAUCAUGGGAUUGUAGAGUUGGAAGGGGCCACAAGGAGCAUCUAGUCCAACCCCCUGCAGUCAGGAAUCUUUCACCCAAGUGGGGCUUGAACCCACGACCCUCAGAUUUAGAGUCUCAUGCUCUGCCGGCUGAGCUAUCCAGCCUCCUAUGUCUGGGUAGGGAAACCUCUGGCUUUUGAAUGUAACCUGAUAGAUUCUGUUAGUCAUUUCUAGCAUAGCUACACCAUACAUUUAAAACACAUCCAUCAUGCGGCUUCACCCAAAGAAUCCUGGGAAGUGUAGUUUAAGGAUGCUGGGAAUUGUAGCCCAGUGGAGGGGGGGAAGCUACAGUUCCCAGGAUGCUUGGGUGGUGAGGAGUCAUAGGCUUCAGAUCUGACAACGGCCAUACUAAAAAUGCUUGUUCUUUAAAUAACCGGCAGCUCUUAGGUGCCACAGCAAUUGAAGACAAGUUGCAGGAUGGAGUUCCAGAAACAAUAUCCAAACUGGCGAAGGCAGAUAUUAAGAUAUGGGUGCUGACAGGCGACAAGAAAGGUAAUGUGUAUAUAAAUAGCUGCUUCUUAUUUACCCAAGGGGUGCGAAUGCAAAGCGAAUAGCUCUGUUCCAGGGCUUUUUCCUUGUGGUUUGAAUUGCUGUCGUAAGUGCAGUGCCGGCAUAUGCUUGUGAAAAGUCAGGUGAGCUAACAGAUCAUGACACGGCAUUUUGUUGUUCUGUUGCAGAAACUGCAGAAAACAUCGGGUUUUCCUGUGAACUCUUAACGGAUGAAACAACUAUCCACUAUGGAGAAGACAUCAGGUAAACAGGAAGAAAAACCCUGGGGUUUUCUUUUGCAUGCAAGGGAUCUCUACUGAAUGGAGUCACAGUGUAGGCUGGUCCAUUAGGACAAAUAGAGCAUGUUAUGUACUGAAGAUCUCACCCUGGGCCAGCAGGGGGAUACUGUAGAUAGUUCAGGUCCACAUAUGCAAAUAAGGGAUCGAAGUGACGUUCAGUGAUUGGAUAGUUACAGAAAAUGGUUACUGUUGCGUUCCAGUGGAGCUCUAUAUAAGCAGGCUGGCCAAACCCUUCAGUUCAGUUCUGUUCUGGCCUGUGAAUAAACAAGACCUGUUUAAAGAAUUGCUGUGUCGUCUGAUAUGUUCACCCGCAACUUAACAGAGCACAGGAACCAUCAUCCUCAUUGGCCUAAAUCUACCUCACAAGGCAGUUGUGAGGACAAAAUAGGAUAACUAUUUUUCCUGAAGCCGGGUGCCAUCAUUAUAUAACUUUAGGCACCAGACAAAAACUUUCCUCUGUAACUGGGCCUUUGGCCUUUAACUAUCUGUGGCCUUUGAGAAGCGAGUGGGAUGUUUUUUUAAUGCAUUUCCUUUUCGUCUUAAUGUAUGUAUGGGGUCGGGAGUUUUCUUGUCUGUAUGUUUUGUUGUAAGUUGCUUUGAAAUGCCCUGGGCAAGAUAAAGCAACUAACAAAUUUAAUAAAUAAUAAUAGCAACAACUCUUACACACACCUCCUGUUAGCUUUUAGGAGGAAAGGUGGAAUAUAAAAAAUUUGGGGACUGGAUGAAUGAGAGAAAUAGUACUUUAGGUUGAUGUAGUAACCUGUACUUAGGAGGAUAAUUCUAAGGGUUUGUUAAGGACUGGUGCCACUAACUUGGACAGCUGUUGAUCUGUAAAACAGUGGUGACGAACUGUUUUUCUGGCUACUUGUGCUACAAGUCCAGUACAGAAUAUUACAGUGCACAAAAAGUUAUCUGAGCCUGGAGACAGUUUUACCCUCCUUCUUCUAACUGCUGUCCCCACCCUCCCACUCAAUGUGACACAUACAUGGGAACCCCAGUUAUAGGGAAAACAUUCGGUGAAUUACAGGUGGAGAGAAGUUUGUGGAGGGGAUGGUUAAGCCUCCCCUCUCACCUGUAGCUUCUCUGCUUUUACCUGCCACUGAGUCAGAAAAAGAAUGACUCAGGUUUGUAGACUCACCUUUGCUACAGGGGUUUAGUUCCUGGUGAAAUACCUAGGAUUUCUUGUUAGGGUAAGAUUAAGGAAUUUCACAAUCAAGACUAAGAGGUUUCAGAAGCCUUGUAGCUUUUCCAGCUGCACUGGCCCCCGGUGGAGUACAGGGUCAGAUUUAAGGUGCUGGUUUUGACCUUUAAAGACCUCCACGGCCUAGGACCCUUGUACCUACGGGACCGCCUCUCCCGGUAUGCCCCACGGAGAGCCUCAAGGUCCAUAAAUAGCAACACCCUAGUGGUCCCGGGCCCUAAGGAAGUUAGAUUAGCUUCAACCAGAGCCAGGGCCUUUUCAACUCUGGCUCCGGCCUGGUGGAACGCUCUGCCUCAUGAGACCAGGGCCCUGCAGGAUCUGAUUUCUUUCCGCAGGGCCUGUAAGACAGAGUUGUUCCGCCUGACCUUUGGCUUGGAGCCAAUUUGAUUCCCUCCCCCUCUUUCUUUCCCUUUCUCCUCCUGCGAUGAGGUUUCAAUAUUUUAAUGUUGUAUUUUAAUGUUGUUUUUAAGUUGUAUUCAUUCAAUUUGUUUUUAUUAUUGCUUGUUAGCCGCCCUGAGCCCGGCCUUGGCUGGGGAGGGCGGGGUAUAAAUAAUAUUAUUAUUAUUAUUAUUAUUAUUAUUAUUAUUAUUAUCAGUGUAAUAUGCCGAGGUUCUAGAAGACUUUGGAGCAAAUGCCACUAAGACCAACUUAAAAUAUGCUGUAGGUUUUGUACACCAUUCAAUUGCAAAGUGGCCUUUCUUGCUAAAUCCUAGUGGCAUUUUCUUGGACAUCUUGAAUUGUUACACCCAUCGUGGUUAAAUAGUAAGAUUUUGCUUUUGCCUCUACACCUAUUUAGUGCUCUUCUGCAGACAAGGUUGGAAAACCAGAGGAACGUAGUCGGAUCAAACACGAAUUCAUCCCAAAGAAGCAACGAUCCCUUUUUUGAGUCGGGUAGAAACCGUGCCCUAAUUAUCACUGGCUCAUGGCUGGUAAGUAUGGAUUAGAGGUGCACUGAUUACUUUGAUGUAAGAGUUUUCCAUACCCAAACAGCGGAAAAUAAAAUGCUAAGAAUUUAGCGAAUCAAGGCAGGUAAGCACAUGGUCUUGCAAAGCCACCAACAUCCAUAUGGAACUAAAACUGUCUUCAUAUUCAGGAAAUUGGAGAAUAUUCAUAAAGUUACUCCUUUUUUAAUGGGUCAAAGCUUUUUGCCUUUCAUGCUUCCUGUGGAGUCAUGGAGUUAGAAUAUUUGCUUUCUGUUUAUCUAGCUUGUUUACCUAGCUCAGUGAGAUAUUUGGCCAUUUGAAUAAGUGUAACAGGUGUACAGGAUCAGAUCAAUCAUCCUUUGGGACAUACACACAUACCACUGACAGCAGGCAGCAUUUUCAAUAAGGAUAUUUUACUGUAUAAGGUUGUUAAUGAUUGUGUAUUAUUAGAAGAUAUAUCUGAUGGUGAAUGGCAUUGCAGAAGGUCUUUGCAACUGAUCCACAGAGAUGUUUAUAAGCCCCUUUCAGACACAUCUUGCAGUACAGAAUCAAUGUGGCUACUAAGCCAAAUACUCAUAAGCAACCUGAAGGCAAUUUUACUGAUGAUGUAUGACUUUAGAUGUGUCAAGUCAUUGCAAACAAAACAGGUAAAACCUCAACAUGCCAUUUUUAUAGGGGGUGGUGUGCACAUGACCCCAGAUUCACUUUCUAUCUCUUGUGGUGUUUUCAAAUUCUAAUCAGAUUUUGAGUUGCUCUAUGCAUUUGCUGCCUGUAUUUAGACUUCUGAAUUACUUUGCAAUAAUCUUUCAAUGACAGUGGAUGAAAUUUUUCGGACCACUUCAAAGGUCUCCAAGCCUCCCAAAUUGCAGUUAAAUAGGUCUAGGGACCUUUUGUGGAGGAAGUAAAAGGGAUGAGGAGGGGGGAAAUGUGAGUUGGUUGAUUUCUUAGCUCAAAAUAAUUAAGAGAUGGCAAAGUAUAUAUUCUUGCUGGGACAUUAAAAAAAACCUUUUCAGCCUUCCUAAUCAGCCUUUACAGGUCGAUGACAAGCCUUACAGUAUGAGGCUGUAUAGAAUUCUACAUGUGGAUUUCUGAAGUUCGGGAGGGGGGAAGCAGUUGCUAAAGAAGAGAAGUGUAGAAUUUUUAUUUUUAAAAAUUGAAUAUAAUUUUUAAAUUUAAUUUAAAAAGGUUAAAUGGUGCUUUUAACUUUUCUUUUUAAAACAACAACGAAACCAAACUCCUCUGCUGUGUUCUAACAAAAAAUAACAAUCCAGAACUCUUCAGUGCUCUAUAGGUAACGUUUAUUACAGCCUCUCUUCUUGCAAAGCACAUAGACCUAGUCAGACAUAAAGGUAUUACAGUGGUACCUCGGGUUAAGUACUUAAUUCAUUCUGGAGGUCCGUUCUUAACCUGAAACUGUUCUUAACCUGAAGCACCACUUUAGGUAAUGGGGCCUCCCGCUGCCACUGCGCCGCCAGAGCACAAUUUCUGUUCUCAUCCUGAAGCAAAGUUCUUAACCCGAGGUACUAUUUCUGGGUUAGCAGAGUCUGUAACCUGAAGCAUCUGUAACCUGAAGUGUAUGUAACCCGAGGUACCACUGUAUAUAGGAAAGUGUAUUGGCACAGCAAAGCAUGAAUGCAGAGGGCUCUGUGGCUUACUGGUAGACCUGAUCUGACUUGCACGGUGGUAAAGGUAAAGGGACCCCUGACCAUUAGGUCCAGUCGUAUUUGCCUCUUUAUUCAGCCCCUACAGACAGCCUGUGCACACUCCUAAUUUUUAUAGCAACUGGAAGUUUACCGAGAACAAUUAUUUCUUACAGAAUGAAAUUCUCCUGGAGAAGAAAAAGAAGAAGAAGAAACUCUUGAAGCUGAAGUUUCCAAGGACAGCAGAAGAAAAGCAAAAGGAGAUGGAGAGCAAAAGGAGAGCCGAGCUGGUCAAGGAGCAGCAGCAGCAGAACUUUGUGGACUUAGCUUGCGAGUGCAGCGCAGUGAUUUGCUGCAGAGUGACGCCCAAGCAGAAAGCCAUGGUGGUUGACCUGGUGAAGAAGUACAAGAAAGCCAUAACCUUGGCCAUCGGGGAUGGUGCUAACGACGUAAAUAUGAUAAAAAGUAAGUGGUGCACGCAUUUAUUUGUUUUUUGCCAAAACACAUUUGUUUAUUUAAAUGUUUAUAUGUCUCCUGUUGUGAAAACAACCAAGGCGGGUUACAAUAAAGUCCAAUAAAAAUCCAGUAACAACAGUAAAAGAAUACCAGCGGUAUUAACAGUCUGUACAAAAUGUAACUUUAACAGUUUCCGACAGAUGCCUGUCAAUCAGUAGCCUGGAAAGGCCACAGUAAACAUAUGGAACAGGGCUGCACUGGUACAGUUAAGACAGAAAACAGGAAGGCUACCUCACCUCCAUUGUUUUUCAAUUUAAAUUGCUGGGGGUGGGGAGGAAUGCACCCAAGUGCAUUUGGGCAAUGGUAUGUCCCAUCUUUUAUUCUUGCGGUAGUAAUGUUUUAAUGCUGCAAAUUCUUUUUCUUGACCCAGUUUGCCAACCACAUUCCUUAUUUUCUGGGUCUACUUUUUCCUUUCUACUAUUUUUGAGAAUUCUGAACUUUUUAGAUGACACAGUACAGUGGUACCUUGGGUUACAUAUGCUUCAGGUUACAUACGCUUCAGGUUACAGACUCCGCUAACCCAGAAAUAGUACCUCGGGUUAAGAACUUUGCUUCAGGAUGAGAACAGAAAUCACGCUCUGGCGGCAUGGCAGUAGCAGGAGGCCCCAUUAGCUAAAGUGGUGCUUCAGGUUAAGAACAGUUUCAGGUUAAGAACAGACCUCUGGAACAAAUUAAGUACUUAACCUGAGGUACCACUGUACACUCAUGUCAGAAUUUAAUGUUGGGAAAGCAGGAAAUAAUGGACGGCCUAGCCUCACAUGCAGUGAAAAUGUUUGUUUUUAAUCUUUGUACACAGCAGGUGAAAAUACAGAUAUGAUUGAUUUAUUAAAAUGUGAAGCCUCUAUGACGCUUAGACCUGGUUUACAUAUAAUCCUAAGGUAAAUAGUUAACGGGAUCAUCCAGACCCGGGGCUUAACAAAGGUUUAUUCACCACAAACAAGCCACACUCUUAACCCGUGGUUUGUUGUUAGUUGAUAAAGCUUGGUUAAUGUUAAUCAUUGGCUAGCAUUAUGUGCAAACCUGGCCCUCAACUCCCUCCCUCCCUUGGUGACUGCUUUUUGUGGAAGGAACUCUCAACUGUGUGUUUUCAUUGUUGUUGUUCUAGCGGCCCAUAUUGGUGUUGGCAUAAGUGGACAAGAAGGGAUGCAAGCAGUCAUGUCCAGCGACUACUCUUUUGGCCAGUUCAGAUUCCUCCAAAGGUUGUUGCUUGUUCACGGCCGAUGGUCGUACAUAAGGAUGUGCAAGUUCCUUCGGUACUUCUUCUACAAAAACUUUGCAUUUACGUUAGUCCACUUUUGGUACUCCUUCUUCAAUGGCUAUUCUGCCCAGGUAAGAGAGAGAAGGGGCGGGGGGGGGCACGUAAAUGUCCAAGUUAGCUCAUAGUCUAAGAAGCAGGAACAUCAGUACCAAAUAAUAUUCAUGAAGUUUUACUCCAAAGUGAAUUUUCUAGAAUUGUGCUGAAGAUUUAAGUGCUGUUCCAGUCAAAACAGUUCCUGGUGACCUAAUUUAUUGUCAAAACAAAAUUAAAAAAAAUUCCUUCCAGUAGCACCUUAGAGACCAACUAAGUUUGUUAUUGGUAUGAGCUUUCGUGUACAUGCACACUUCUUCAGAUACUUCGUGUGUAUCUGAAGAAGUGUGCAUGCACACGAAAGCUCAUACCAAUAACAAACUUAGCUGGUCUCUAAGGUGCUACUGGAAGGAAUUUUUUUAUUUUGUUUCGACUACGGCAGACCAACACGGCUACCUACUUGUAACUAAUUUAUUGUGUUAUGAAGAGAGCCUACAAUUGGAACUGUGUAACUUUUCAACAACUGAGAACUGCAAGAGAAAAAUAAGAUUUGCAGUUAAUUCUGUUUGUGGAUGCCUGUUCUUUCAAGUCUAGUUACAAUCUCUUGACUGACUCUCUCUCUCUCUUUACAUGGGAGAUAGAAAAAUGAUGUAACCAAAUUAUUAUUAUAUUGUUUAUUGCAGACAGCUUAUGAAGAUUGGUUUAUCACUCUCUACAAUGUAUUAUAUUCCAGCCUGCCAGUUCUCCUCGUUGGGUUGCUUGACCAGGUAUGCCAACAAAGUCAGAAUUUAUUUCUUUUAAAAGCAGUUCAGACUUUGGGAUGCCAUGGAAACAGCUGACCUGAAUCCUCUGUGUUAGUGACCUCCAUCCUGCUCAAAAGCACUUACCUGUGGUUGGCUCUAUUGGUAUACUGUAGAACUAGGAGCACAAAUCCUGUAGCUACCUCCCACAUCAAGGCCACACCUUCAGACCUGCCGAUUCUAUCAUAGGAAAAACCCAUGUGACUCUAGGUGAGGUUGGGUGUUCAGUGAAUGGACUCUUGUAUAACCAGCCUCCAGAGUCCUCUUCCUCUUUGAAUGAGGUUGUUGCUGGCAUUCAUCAGUCUUGAGAGACAAUGGAGCGUGCCUCUGGGGGUGAGGCAAAACCCUGCAAAAAUGCCUGUGUUUCAAGACUUAUCAGGGAGCUAUAUAAAAGCCCUGUGCCUGUAAAGUCUUAGUGUCUUACGUUAGGCACCAGGUUGCUUUUGAGCAACCUUGGAGAUCCCAUCAUAUAUUACAUGCUGAGGAGGCUGCAGAAGCAGAACCAUACUGCUGACAUCCCCCUUAGUGCUGAGCAUGCCACUGGGCCCACCUUCUAGACAUCCGUGCAUUGGUGUGGAUGUCCACAGUGAGGAAGUGUUUGCAUAAGCAGCAUAAGGGAAGACCUGGGCAUUUUCUGGUACCAUAGUGCAGGUAUAUGCAGAGCAAAUCAAAUCAAAUCAAAUCAAAUGAAAUAUCUUUAAUACGGUCAAUGACCAGCAAGAGUAUAUGCAGAGCUUUUGUUGAGCAGUAUGGAAAUAAGGGUGUAACCUUCCACUGGUCAAAGCAGAAACGUAAGUCCUUAUUUAUAUUGAAAUACCUGCAAAUAUUGACCCAGUUUGCUUAGUGGGUUCUCAGAGAUAAGAUUGUGGCUGCUUUGCUCUUCCUCCUCCAAUCUUGCUGCUGUUGUGAUUGGGUUUAUGAUUGGGUCAGCAAACUUUUUCAGCAGGGGGCCGGUCCACUGUCCCUCAGACCUUGUGGGGGGGCCGGACUAUAUUUUUUGGGGGGGAGGGAAUGAAUGAAUCCCCAAGCCCCACAAAUAACCCAGAGAUGCAUUUUAAAUAAAAGGACACAUUCUACUCAUGUAAAAACACGCUGAUUCCCGGACCGUCCGCAGGCCAUAUUUUGAAGGCGUUUGGGCCUGAUCUGGCCCCUGGGCCUUAGUUUGCCUACCCAUGGUUUAGUGUGUCAUCUGAACCAGGGGUGGUGGUUUGUUGUGUUCCAGACAAGACAAAGCUGUAAAUGAAGGCUUGUUCUUGGGUUUCAGUUUGUGGUUUGUCCAGAGGAGACAAAUCAUGAGCAUCGGGUGAGAUGAAACACUAAGCCAAAUCAUGGUUUUGCUUAUGUGCAGUGCAGCAGGACCAGAGGAGAAGCAAAGAGGCCACAAUUGCCUCUCUGGGAGCUCACAUGCUCACAUGUUCAUAGUGUUACAUGCAAACUGGGCCAUUUUUUACUGGGGACCAAUUUUUCUCACUGUUUCUGUAAUUGAGAUAUGGCUGCCUUUCUGUUUUGGAAUUGAAUGUUUCUGAUUAAUAUUACAGAGUAGUUGUGGGUGUGUGUGCAUAUUUUAUAGUUACCUUUCAAGAUAAAAAAACAAAAAUUGCUGUAGUAAUAAAAUUGCAAUGAUUUCUUUAAGGACGUGAGUGACAAGCUGAGCAUACGUUUUCCUGCCUUGUACGUAUCGGGACAGAGAGAUUUGCUUUUCAACUACAGGAAGUUCUUUGAAAGCCUCCUGCACGGUGCUCUAUCAUCACUGAUUAUUUUCUUCAUACCGUACGGUGCUUACCUACAAACCAUGGGGCAAGAUGGAGAAGCACCCUCAGAUUACCAGUCCUUUGCUGUCACAGCGGCGUCCUCUCUCAUAAUCGCAGUCAACUUUCAGGCAAGUAGAUGAAUCUCAUAUAGCUCUUCUGAUGUACACAAAACACAUCAGUGAAAUGGGCAGCUUGGUAAUCAAACUCUCUCUGAUGCUGUGAACACAGAGAUUUAUGGCCAGACAUUGUGUGUGCGGGUGGGAGAUUGAGAAACUGAACGACCAUUUCUCAGUCCUGCAGACCUGGAAAAGUUUUAUGCGAUAUGAGACUGGGUGUGAGGAGGGCUGAGAGAGAGACCCUGUCUGCACUAUACAUUUAAAGCAGUAUUAUACCACUUUAAACUGUCCUGGCUUAUCCCCGCCCCCACCAAGAAUCGUGGGAACUGUAGCUUGUUGAGAGCUGUUAGGACAGUGGUGUCCAAACUUCUUUCAAAGAGGGCCAGAUUUGAUGAAAUGAAGGGCCGUGAAGGCUGACCAAAGGGCCAACCGGCCAAUCAAAGUUGUUGAGCUUUUUUAAUUAGGAUUUUACCCCAGUAAAUAAACUGCCACAGGGGCCGGAUUAAACUGACCGGUGGGCCGGAUUAAGCCCCCAAUACAGACUUUGGACAUACCUGUGUUAGGAGAACUCUAUUCCCUUCACAGAGCUACAAAUCCCAGAGUGGUUUAAGAAUCAAUCCCUCUUCAUAGUUGUCACUCUGGGAACUGUAGCGCUGUGAGGGGAAUAGGAAUCUGACAACUCUCAGCAGCCUCAAUAAACUACAGUUCUUUGAAAGAAGCCCAUGACUCUUUCAGGGGGCAUGAUGCUGCUUUAAAUGUAUGGUGCAGAUGGAGCCCAGAGUGUUGCUACGGCUCUGUCUUGUAGCAACUCUGCCCUUCAUCUAACCCUCACAUCUGUGCAUCUUAACCACUGGAACUCUUGCAAGAGGAGCAGGAAACCUGCAGGAAACCCGUGUGGCCUCUAUCACCAGAAGUAGCAUCUGGCAAGAGUGCAAAUGUGCCGAGUGAUUUGGGCUUUUUGCAGUUGUUCCUUAUUUUUCUUACAAUCCUGCCCUUCCUCUCGUGAGAGACCAGAACACAGCUUUUACAACAAUCAUAAAAACCCAAAGUAAAAUCACAACCCACAACGUAAGCAAGUUAUGCAGGUCAAAGCCGAUUCCACAGUGUUCCAAAGGCUACAGGAAUGAGGAGCUUUUUAGCUGAUACUCCUAUGUGCAAACAAUGCAUGGACGAUAGCCGGAUUUUUGUAAGCAGGGAGUUUCAUGAUAACUCUUUCGUGCUGUCUUCUGAGCACAAGCAACUCCUGCUUCUCUUUGAAGCAAACCCAGAAAUAUUUAAAGCAGGAGAGGCGAAAUGUUGGCUGUGGGAAAUGGUAUGAGGGAAAGGAAAUGAGAGAGAGAGAGAGAGAGAGAGAGAGAGAGAGAGAGAGAGAGAAAUUGCUCUUGCAGUAGACCAGGAGGGCUGAGGGAUGGCUCCCUGCUCUGUCCACUUGAACAUGCGAUUCCUAAGAAAGUCAAGCUGAAGAACAGCUUGGGCAUAGCUGGGAGAAAGUAGCAAAUGGAGGUGCCGGUCUCCUUUGUCCUCCCCUCCCUUGUGUUCAUCUUGCCCAUUGAGAGCCAGUGUGGUGUAGUGGUUAAGAGCGGUAGUCUCGUAAUCUGGGGAACCGGGUUCGCGUCUCCGCUCCUCCACAUGCAGCUGCUGGGUGACCUUGGGCCAGUCACACUUCUUUGAAGUCUCUCAGCCCCACUCACCUCACAGAGUGUUUGUUGUGGGGGAGGAAGGGAAAGGAGAAUGUUAGCCGCUUUGAGACUCCUUAAAGGGAGUGAAAGGCGGGAUAUCAAAUCCAAACUCUUCUUCUUCUGGACAACUUUCUUCAAGGUUUCGCAGAAACUAUUGACACCUCCCACCUGCACUGUGAUCUUCCCUCUUUCUAAUUUCCACAUGUCUGUCUGUUUGCUUCUAGAUGGGGCUGGAUACAUCUUACUGGACGUUUGUGAAUGCUUUCUCAAUAUUUGGGAGUAUUGCACUUUACUUCGGAAUUAUGUUUGAUCUACACAGUGCUGGGAUCCAUGUCCUUUUUCCUGCUGCUUUUCAGUUUACAGGUCAGUACUUAACUAAGUCACCAUAGCUGCAGCCACAUUAGUGACUACAAAUGCCAUGUGACACACCCCAAAGAGUCUACACUAUCCUGGUGUGCCCUCCAUGAUGUCGUUGGGACUAAAAAUCCCAUCAUCCCCAGUCAUGCUGGCUGGAGCUGAUUGGAGUUGAAGUUCAACACCAUUUGGCAAAGGCGAUCUUAAAAGAGAAACAAGAGUUUACCGUAAUUAAAGUUUGGGCCUGGUAAGGCGGGGGCUCCAUUUUAUUCAAUUUCAUUGAAUUUUAUGUAUGGCUGAAGCUGUUGAAGUCCAGAAAACUGACAACAUAUCACAGGCAUAUUUGAGGCCAUGGUUGGUUGGGAACCUAACCCAAUGUACACUAGCAACUUUUAAUGGGGCUGUUGCUAAUAACCACUAAUCUUCAAAUUUGAGUUCGCAUUGGGACAUCAAAUUUCUGUAUCUGUAUCUGGUUUCUAAUCUGAUUUAUUGUUUGCAUUCAUAUAAAUCAUCAUAAAAACAUCACCAUCUUAUUUUUAUUUAAAUUUGUAUUCUGCCCUUAACCUGUAGAUCACAGGGCGGUUCACAACAUAAAAGUAGAAGAUAAAAAACACAAAAUACAGAAUAAAAGCAAGAACGAAAACAAACCAAUAACCCCCUCCCUCCCUGCCUUUUCCGUUGCCACCUUUCCACAAAAGCAGUUAUCGUCAAAGUGGCUUUAGAGAUGGAGCAGGGGCUGGGGACCGCAGAGCUCUGUAGAAGGGCACACAUUGCAGAAGACCCCAGGUUAAAGCUCUGGUAUCUCAAAGGAUCUCAAAUAGCAGGGUUGGUAGGUACACCUGCUGGAGACUUAGAAGUGCUGCUGCAAGUCAGACUAGAUAGUGUUGGACAAGGUAGAUCAGUUUGGGUCUUCAGCUGCUUUUGGACUACAAUUCCCAUCAUCCCUGACCACUGGUCCUGCUAGCUAAGGAUCAUGGGAGUUGUAGUCCAAAAACAGUUCGAGCCCUAAGUUGGGGAAAUCUUGAGGUAGACCAAUGGCUUUGCUUGAUGCAAGGCAGCUUCAUUUAUUACACACACACACACACACACACACACACACACACACACACCACUUCAGCCUUCAUGAACCUGGUGCCCUCCUGAUGCUUUGGGCUAAAAUUCCCAUCAGCCCUGUGCUGCCUGGAGCCUAUGGAAUUUGUAGUCCAAUGCAUCUGGAGGAUUGCAGCAAAGAGCCAUAGUAUUUGGGCCCCAAGAGGCCAUGUGAGAAAUGCUCUGGAAGUUACUUCUCAAAACAUAAACCCAUCACCAAAGCCUUUUUUUUAAUAAUAAAAAAAAGCCAGUAAUUCUUACGGUAAUAACAUUGCAAGCAUGUUUGCUUUCUGUGUGAUACUAUUAGCAUGAAGGGGAGCACCACAGCCAUAGCUAUGUGUGCAUUAUUCUUUCCUCUCUUUUUCCUCCUACAGGCACUGCUCCAAACGCUCUCCGCCAACCAUAUCUCUGGUUGACAAUAAUCCUAUCCGUUGCACUUUGCUUGCUGCCGGUGGUCGCUCUCCGUUUCUUGAGCAUGACCAUUUGGCCUUCGGAAAGCGAGAAGGUACGUAUGAGAAAUGUAGAGGGCAUUAACUUAAAACAGGGCGAGCAGAGCUGAGCUCAACGAGCCCACUGGUCCGUCUCAAUGCGAAGUAGCAUCUUAGGGUUCCCAGCAUCUUCCAGGAGUCCACAGGACUUCACUUAACCUUCUGUCCGUAGCAAGCGAGUCUGCUUCCUUGCCUCGUCGUUAACCUUUCGUGCAACUUUCUCCUUUAAAAGGUCCAGAAGAAUCGCAAGAAGUUCAAGGCCGAAGAGGAAAAGUGGAAGCGGAGGCAAAGCGUCUUCCGCCGCGGGAUCUCUGGCCGCCGUUCUGCUUAUGCCUUCUCCCACCAGCGGGGUUACGCUGACCUCAUAGCUUCCGGGCGGAUCAUUCGUAAAAGGAGAGCUUCGUUAACCGCAGUCCUUGGCAACAAUUUAUCAGAAGUCAGGCAAGCUGAAGAAGCCAGCUGA